Podarcis lilfordi (Lilford's wall lizard) is the source of this 79444-nucleotide messenger RNA. Lineage: Eukaryota; Metazoa; Chordata; Lepidosauria; Squamata; Lacertidae. The record is from the annotation of a GenBank genome assembly.
AUGGAAGAAAGAGACCAUCUCAAGAUGCCAUCUGAAGACACUGAGUCACCUUGGUCUUGGGUAAGGUCUUUAAUCUAGAGUUUCAGGAAUAGCGUGCUGAAGUUCGAUUCCCCUUAGCCAGGUUUUUUUUUUAAAAAAAAAAAUAUCUGAUUGUUUACUUGGUUGUCUUCUUUUUUUUCCUGAGUAAAGAUGGGAUAAUAUAGUUGGGUGUAGUUGUUUUGUUUUUUAAGGUUUCCUCUUGGUUUUGUUUGCGAUGCCAUUCUUUGGGGCAAGCCCAGCUGUUGAAAUGGCCCUUCCCCACACUUUAUGUGGGGUAGAUUGUAGUAGGACAUCGCUGUAAGAGACAUGCUGCAUUGAUUAGGCUUUAUACCGAAUCACAAAUUUAAUGGUCAGCAAGGCCUUUCCUCGUGAUAUUUGUACUCUUAAUUUGGGAAGUUAACAUUGCAGCUCUCUUUGCUCAUAGAAGAUGUGUAGCAUCUUCACACAGAAGGCGAACUCUUCGGAGAGUGGUUGGUUGCACAUUAAAAGUUUUUUAACGUUUGAUGUUUUACUGUGGUUUUAUAAUUUGUUGGAAGCCACCCAGAGUGGCUGGGGCAACCCAACCGGAUGGGCGGCAUAUAAAUGAUGAUGAUGAUAAUGAUGAAGAAGAAAGGACUGCUCCUAGGUAAUCAUAAGUGUUGACGUUCUCCAUCUCAGAGAAGUGUGAUCCUCUCUUUCUAUGUACCAUUUAUAAAACAGUCAAAGGAAUGUAUACAGUCCUGCAGCCAGCCUUCUUUCUUAGGUGGGAGAGCCACAUUUCAUUUCGGAGAGGGAGGCGCAUAGCACCAAACCAGACUCCCUGCCACUCACAGGUGGAGGGGAUAUAAAGGUCAGGCCAGGGGAAGGGGAGGGGGAAGGGCAGCAAUGUCCCUGCUCAUUCCUCCUCUGUGCAGACAGUGUGCUAGCUUACAUAAUGGGCUACAUAAGGGUCAAGUUAACAGAAAAAUUAGUGUUUAGGAUUUGGGAAUGAAUUAAGUUCAAUCUGCUGAAUUGUCUCACCUUUGAGAUCCCCAGAAAUACCAGACUCAGAAGUUUGACUUUGCCCAGAGCUAUAGUCCUCUUUCACCUGUGGUUGGACUCCCUGUGUUCUGAUUCUUUAGGAACUUAACUACUUUGGUAAUGAGCUCCUGAGCUCAGCUUUGAUACUGAAUUACGUAUUGCAGUUUUACACCCCUUAAAAAACAAAACAAAACACCACCUGUCCAAACUUGUCCAAGUUUAGGGAAAGAAGGAGAUUUUAAAAUGACAAUUUUUUAUAUUGUUUGGAUUUAUAGUGCGCCUGGGGGAGAAGAACUGCUUGAUAUGUGACAGUAUUUACCGGUAAACAAAUAAUCUUUUCCCUGUUAGAGAUACAUAAAUAGAACGAUCUACACAUCAGAAACUCGAAUAGCAGGUUGUGUAUGACCACUCUUUGACUGUUCUGUCAUAUUUAGCAACACACCAACAACUGGAGUGGAUUUUCACCCAUAUGACAAAGUGACAUGCCCAGCUUUUAAAGCACAGCUGUGACGUCCAAUUGUACAGAUGCUUAUUCUGCAACUGAAAUGAAUAGCAGUGGAGUCAGAAGCUUGCGCGUUAGGCUUACUCAUCUCACUUCUAUGGGGCUUUUCUUUGGAAUGACCGAUGCACAAUAACAUAGCUCAGUUUAAGUACCUGUGCCUCUCACUUGGUUUCUUCAUUUACAUUCUGGCUCAGGAAAACAGCAAAGGCAUUUGGGUUGGUCAUAUAAUAUCAAGGUUCAGUUAAAGGGCACCGUGGACUUGGGCUGAUUCAUGUUCUAGGUUUAACAUGUCUUUAGACCCUAAAACAUGCGCUCCCUCCCUCCCCUCCCUCCCUCUCCUCCCCCCAACAGAAUUCACACAGAAAGACCCACUCCUCUGUUCCUCUGUAUCAGUCCUUGCCAACCCUGCUCCCUCCAGUUGUUGUUGGAUUAUCCCCCCCCCCCGACUGUUGGUUGUGCUGGCUGGGGCAAAUGGGAGUUGGAGUCUGAACAACAUCUGGAGGGCACCAGCCUGGGGAAGGCUGCUCUGCAUAACACAGAAAUACCGAAUCCCUAUCAGAGGUGACCCAUUUUAGUAAAUGUAAUGGCAGUGGGGUGAAGGGUGUGUGUGAGAUAAAAUCCAACUGACAUUUCCACUAUUUCUAAAAAUAUAACAACAACAACAGAACACAAGCUUUUAAACCAAGGCCCUGUCUAGACUUUGCAUUUAAGCACUAUUGUACCACUUUAAACAGGGAUGCGGGUGGCGCUGUGGGUUAAACCACAGAGCCUAGGACUUGCCGAUCAGAAGGUUGGCGGUUCGAAUCCCUGUGAUAGGGUGAGCUCCCGUUGCUCGGUCCCUGCUCCUGUCAACCUAGCAGUUUGAAAGCACGUCAAAGUGCAAGUAGAUAAAUAGGUACCGCUCCGGCGGGAAGGUAAAUGGCGUUUCCGUGCGCUGCUCUGGUUUGCCAGAAGUGGUUUAGUGAUGUUGGCCACAUGACCCGGAAGCUGUACGCCGGCUCCUUCGGCUUAUAGAGUGAGAUGAGUGCCACAACCCCAGAGUCGGUCACGACUGGACCUAAUGGUCAGGGGUCCCUUUACCUUUACCACUUUAAACAUUCAUGGCUUCCCCCCAAAGUAUCCUGGGGGCCACAGUUUGUUAAGGGUGCUGAAUAUUGUUAGGCGACCUCUGCUCCCCUCACAGAGCUACAGUUCCCAGCAUGGUUUCAUGAGGGAAACAAGGGUCUCCUAACAAUGCUCAGCACCCUUAACAGUUGCCAGGAUUCUUUGUGGGAAGCUAUGGCUGUUACGGAAGUCGUAUGAUACUGCUUUAGAUGUAACAGAGCAGAUGGGAACCAAGUCAGACCACUGGUCUAUCUAGCUCAUCAUUGCCCCUACUGACUCCAGAGUUUGGGGCUGAGGACAUUCCCAGCUCUACCUUGAGAUGCAUGGAAAUGAACCUGGGACUUUCAGAUUGCAGAGCAGAUGCUCUAUGAUUGAGCUUUGGUGCUUCCACCAAACAAGCACUUGCUGCCCUUUAAUUGUAACCUGUGACCAGUGAUGAACCUUGGGGACUGAAAUUUCAGUGGCAUCCUGCGCGACACCAAAAUUCGGUGCCUCGCUGCCUCUCCCACUCCAUUCUAAAUAAUAGUUGUGGUGUCCUCUGAGGUGCCCCUGAGGCUUUGCCCCCAGUGCAGCUGAACCAUUGUUGCUCCCCUAACUCUGCCUCUGCCAUGGAACAGACUUCCCUACAUUGGAGCUACAGGAGGGUUGAUAUAUUCUGGAAUUUUCCUGACAUAGUGGGGAUUAGGCUGUCGGAAACAGUGCCCAGGCAGAAAUCGCUGAAAGUCCGGGAAAAUCUGGACGUAUGGCAACCCAAGUCAGAAGUGUAGAUUUUGGCAAAUUUCCUUAAAAGUAGCUCAAAAACUUCAUUAUUUUUUUUGAGAGUUUGCAAAAAACAAAAACAUUUUACUUUUUGAAAUAUGGCAACCCUAAACUAUGGCAAAGAGUUCUUCAUUCCAAAAGAUAGCCUUUGCAUCUCUUGGGAAUAGGACAGCUGAGAGCUGAAAGGUUAUUUAUAAUAGUUCCGUUGUGCUGAUCCAACCCACACAGUAGGAAGUAUGGGCUUCUGUUCACUGUUUGUUGUAAAUAACUGCCCCCACACUUAGGAGUAGUGAUCACUGUGACACCUGUCGGCUUCAGCCUUAUUUCAGUGUGAAUUUUUGCAUGGCUGACACAUUCUCAAAUCAUCGUCGUUUGAUUUUCCAUGGCUUAGAUCUCUUGACCAUGCUUCCUCCAACAGAAGUUGGGGUGGGGGUGCUGGACAGGUGAUAUUUAUGAAUUCCUUUUCCCCCUUCUGAAAAUCUGCUCUGGAAAAUAGAGGAAACCUCCAGAACAGGGCAGGGAGGGGGCUACAGUGUUAAGGAGAUCCAGUGAAAAUAACCUCUUCCCCUUUUUGACAGUGGUAUCGUUCCACUGGAUCAAAAGCCUUCUGUGGUAAGAAGGAGCUCUUCAGCUCACAGCUAAGUUUGGAUCUAAUCCCACAUUUUUGAAAAAUGAUUACAUAAAAGAAAACAACAACAACAUUUGCAGUUUACGGAUAAGGGUAAAACGUGCUUCUAUUAGACACGAUUGGGGAAGUUGGCACUGAAGAGUACAGUAAACCAACCCAGCUAAAAUCUCAUGUUCUGUCUUCUGUAAGAGAUAUGUUCUUCUUCUGUUAACAUGAUGACAUGCUUUGGAAAUUUAACUUGCUCCUCCAGGAACCAAGCAAUGGCUCGAGAGUCCUCAGCAUAGGUCCCUUCAGUUGACUCCAUAACAGGUGAUGCAGUAUUGAGUUCCUGUUGCUUCAACUGUGACGAACGUAACCAUUCUGAUGGAUCAGUAAAUCCUCUACUAGGAAUUUGUGGGAGCAGGCUCUCUUAUUUACAAGCAACAUUGUAAAUCAGAGGGGGGGGGACAUAGUUAAAGGCAUAGCAGUCAUGGUAUAUAAGUGGAAGAGAAAACCCAUUUCUCUGAACUGAAAAUACCACACACACACACACACACACACACACACACACACACGUUCUAGAUCUGGUAUAAGGCAGAUUGGGAAUCCAUCUCUGAAUGAUUUGCAUUUGAUCAGUGAGAAUUCUCCAAAUUGUUCAACAAUUGCAAUUACAAGAAGGCUCCCGCACACCUUAAAUUAGUUUGGUGAGAUGAAGGAAGCUUGGGGAGAAAACCCAGCAUGGAUUUGUGCAUGUGAUGAGACUUGGAACUCAGUUCUGGUACUGCAAACAAAUUCCUGGGCUGAACAUGUAACUUGGAGGCACCAGGUUCCUUAACUGCAGUAGUAUGUUGUAUUCCCUCAUCGCUCCAUCCUCCAUUUUGCAUCUGGCUCUGGUUGACAGUCCUUAGGGUUCAAGUGAAAAGUGAAAAGCAAAAUUAAGUAGGCCCUGUGGGUGCCUGAAAUCCGUCCAUGCCAUCCUAGACUGAGCAAAAUUGUACACAAAGGGUGCUAUUUCAGAUAUCAGGAAGCUGAAAUGAAUAUAUUUUGGCGACAUGGAUUUACAACAGUGUUAAAGAGCACAUUCUUGGAUAUCUUAAAGUUAACUGGGGGGAGGGAGAGGGGAAGAAAUUGAUCUAAUACUAUUUAUGUGAUUGAGCAAUAAUAAUAGCAAGAAUGCUAACUGUGCCAACGUUGUCAGCUUACUGAAUUAGUUAUGACAAUAACCAUUCAGUGAAUGGACCUAUCAGAUUUCUUCCGGAAUAAUUAUAUGUGGCCUGAAACACAGACCGCUCUCCUCUGCACAUGGCUCUCCCUAAAGCAUGCUGGUUAGGAUAGAAUUCCCUCUGCUCCUAGAUUUGCUUUGCUACCUACGGCAACUGUAGAAAAAAAAACGUGAGAAGUUGAAUAUGAUCCUAAGAAUAUAAAUACCAAAUGGAAGAAGAGGAAAAGCAGGAGGGCGUACAGCUGUCCUUUCCGAUUUAUUUUUUCCGUCAUGAUUUAUCACUACCUACAGAGAAUUUGUAUUUUUAGAGACUGACAUUAGGUGAGCUAAAGGCUUUGAGAUUGCUAGAGGUUAGGUUUAGGAAGCCACUUCCCACAUACCUUGCUUGUUGAUGCAUUGUCUUCUGUGUUGCAUUUUUCUUACCAAGUACAUGUUGGCAUGGUCAAAAAGCUGCAGGCUUCUUGUCCUACGGACACGGUUCUCACUCAGGGUGCAAGAGAGCCUGACUUCCAAUCCUGAACAAUCUCUUCUUGCAUGCCAGCGUUAGGGGAGAAGAGGCUGGUACUAUUUUGGGGAGUUUUCAGAGGAGGUGACAUAGAUCACUUUGCCAUAUUCUCCAGUCUGCCUCAAGUGAAUCUGUAGUUGCGUUUCAUUCUGUAUUUGGCUGUGCAGAAUCCACUGUUUCCGUGGACAUACUAGUUUUACACAGGGUGUUACGUAGCAGAAAUGCUUCUUUACGAACUCAGCCUCUUGUCUGUGUCUGCCUUUAUUUGUUUGUCAGAAUGUUAGCAGAUAUGCUACAAUGGAGAACUGUUGUCCACAUCUAGAAACUGCAGGCAACGGCUGGGACUGCAAAGCCUUAGCAGGGCCUGGCACUGACACUGCCCAUGGGUUUAUCUGGUAGGAGCAGUGGGGUCUGGGAUGCCACCUAUUGUUUUAAAUUUCCCACAGUGCCCUAGAGCACAGGUCAUAACAGUAUGUAGUGGUAUUGUGAAGCAUUUAUAAAUCAACUUCCCUGAUUAGCCCUUUCCAAAACAAUAAGAGAACUGAAUCCUUUGAAAUUUGCACUUCUCUGAAUUUUGCAAUGCAGUUCCCUGGUCAGGGAAUUUGUACAAAAAUGCAUACACUUGGCUCGAUUGUCCAUAUAAAUGCAUAGAUUGCUGAAAAAGACAUGGAAAAAUUCUUUAUAUUAGGGAAACCUACUUUGCAAAAUGGUGUAUAUUAGGGGAAAUUGCAUGCAAAAAUGUGUGCAUUAGGAGAAAUUUGCACCGAAGUCCUGAUGGAUUUUCUUGAGGACUUUUUGGGGGGAAGGGGUGCGCAUGAAAGGAAUCACAAACUGAUGUGGACAUGUAGAGAAAUGAACCUAACAUUUGGAAAAUAAAAAAACUGAGAGAAACCAAAAUGCAUGAAUUUCCUCACCCCUAUUUGGCAUGAACAUGACAUCAAAGUGAGCACAGACAAAUCUCCCUAGGGAGAGCACUCCAUAGCUGAGGUGCCAUAGCUGCAAAAGCCAUCACUUUAGCCAUCCCCCCCCCAAAUGCUGGGGAUACCUGGAGAAGAACCUUGGGUGUUAAUCUCAGCAUACUGGGAGAUUAAUGUUGGAGGAGACAGCCCAAGAUAUACCUGCAGAGGUCCCACACUAACAAGCACUUAGACUCUAAAGCCUUUGAAAGUCUUGCAGACACAAACAUGGCGAAAGCAUUUGUGGUGGGACUGUGAGGUAAGCAGUCGAGUGAACAAGGUGUGUUUGUGUAUGCUCCUUAGAAUCUCAGUCACACACUACAAUGCAUCCUGAUGUAGGCUGAGAAGAUCAUGACAUCCUCCCAUGAAUGGUCCAUGCUGCCUUUGCCACACUUGACCGGGCUAUGUGGUAUCACAACAACUGCAGAUGAUUACAACACACACACAGGAGUCUGAAUGUUUACAGCUGUCAAAACUAUCUAGUAAUGUUUUAUGAUUUAGUAAUGUUUAUGCAUGUUGAAGUGGAUGUAGGGUUGGAAAAACCCCGAGGGUUGUCUAGCCCAACCACCUGCGAUGCAGGAAUCUCAACAAGAUCAUACGUGACAGAUGGCCAGCCAACCUCUGCUUUCAAAACUCCAAGGAAAUGAGAGUGUACCAUCUCCCGAGGGAGCCCGUUCCAUUGUCAAACAGCUCUUCCUGAUGUUUAGUUGGAAUCUCCUUUCUUGUAAUUUUAAUCCAUUCAUUGCCUCUUUCUUUUGUUGUGCCAAAAGUGCCUAACACAAACAGAAAUGGAAUAGGUCCAAAGGCCGAUACAGACACAAGCUCCGGUCCACAGAACAGAACAAAACACUGCAAGCAAAAAUAAAUGAGCGAAAGGCCACUGGAUGAGAGAGAGGAGGGUUAACUAGUUUUGAAAGCUCUCAUCCUUUCCCUCAUAAGGCUUCCAGGGAUUCUCAGCUUGUGUUGUGGCUGAAGUCCAGCUUUGAUGUUACAAAGCCUGAAGAUAUGCUUUUUAUGCCAUGUCUGCAGCAGUCCACAUUUCAUGCGAGCCACGUGGUGUCCUGUUUGUUUGCAAGUGUAAUUGCCCUGGAGUUCAUUUUGUGUUUGAAGCUGUGGUUGGAAGCUUCGGUGAGACAAUGGGCAUUGGAAUAAUCUGGGAUAAGGCUUUGAAGGGAGACAUCUCAGCCACCGUAAGAUGGAGCUUUAGUUUGGUUUGUUCUACCUAGAAGGCACCCAACCAUCUUAGAAGAGAACAGCCUGAUCUCUUCAGACUCUGAGAUGGCACCACGAGGCAUUCUCCAGUGAUCUCUGUUUCUCAAAAAAAUGCUGGUAAGCUGGCUUGUUGUGACCUGAUUUAGAUUCAAAUCAUAAAUUAUUUCUCUCUCAGAAUAUUGCUGUGCUGAGUGUGGCUGGAAUGCUAAGCCAUUUAUUGAGAUUGCAGAUACUUGGCCCAAGGCUUCAGCGAAUUGUUGUGCUCUCUAUAGAGAUGCAGGAAAAUAAGGAUGGUUGGGUUGGAUCAACACUUGCUAUUUUUCUAAAAAAACAAAGAGGUGCCAGAACUCACCAUGAACACUUGUUCUCUUAGAAUGGCAAUGACGCCCACCUGAGAGGUUCUGGAACUGAGUUCCAGCUGGUGGGGGAGGGGGAGCCCUGCUUGCACCUGUCCUUUAGGAAAGGGUGGAAAACUGCCACCACACUGAUGCAUCGAAGCAAACUUGUGCAGCUUGAGUGAGAAGGAGUGUAUCAGAAUAAUUACAGUGAAGAGUGCCAUUUGGACACCCAAGCCAGCCCUCCAACUUGUAUGGUGAGAAGCACCAUCAAAGCUUGCAAGAUUUUUUUUUUUUUAAAUAGAUGGUACUUCUCACCAUGCAUAUUGGAGGGAUGUUAAUGCUGGCUAUAUACUUAAGGCAAUGCACCACUGAAAAGCAACCUCACAGCUGCAUGGAUACUGGGGCCCUCUGCAUAUAUGCAAAGCCACAAACUGAGAGUCAAGUUGUCCUAAGUUCCAAUGAUCCUCAUAGUAUGCAUUUCAAAGUAGGUGCGAAUAAGGCCAGAACCUGAACCAGGGGCCAUCCAUAACACCAUACAUUUCAUAAAUCACCAGGUAUAUCAUUGUGAUCAAUUCCCUGAAAUUCCACCAAGUAUCAAAGGAGGCGUGAGGAGGGCUUGAAUGGCUGUGGCGUUGCCCCGUGGAAGAGGCAAAAAAGCUGUUUAUUAAUAGAUGUUUGGCAGACAUGCUGUACCAAUAUUUCAUGAGGCUGCAGAAGCGAUGCCGGAUCAAGUUUCUCGUUCAAUUCCAAUGAUGCAUGCUCAAUGGGUAAUAGGUCAGAAGGGGUGGGGGGUGGGGUGAACUAUUUAUCUUAGAUAUUUCACAUCACUCAACAAUUCCAAGCAAAAUAAUAGUCUUGCAGCCCUGUUCUACGCAUGUUUACUCAGAAGUAAUUCUCACUGAGUUCAGUGAGCCUUCAUUCCAAGAAAAUCGGAAGAUCAACGAGAAAUCAGUAAUAGGUGGAAAUGAGUGAGCUCAUCAGGAAAAAUCUAAGGUGGAGGCACAUAGGUAAGAGUGUUAAGUAAUAGAACGUAUCACAUGAGGUUUAAUCCCCCUUGAUUGUGCACCCCUGGGUAAAGGUGCACAAAACUAUAACAUUAAAGUGCAAUCCUAUGCAUGUCUAUUCAGAAGUAAGUCCCAUGGAGUCCAGUGGAACUCAUUUUCAAUUAAAGGUCACAUUAUCAUUCUCUUAAUGUUUUGUGUAGAAUAUACAAAAUGUUGGCACUGAAGUCAAAGCCCUAAGAAGUAUGCAUGGGUCUACAUGUUGUCUGCAGUGCUGUCCCUGCAGGAGGUAAUGGUCAUGUGCAUUAACACCAAUAAUUUCAUUCUGUAAUUGGUUCUUAUGGUUCCUUUAAAGCAGUGGUGGCCAAAUUUGGCCCUCCAGCUGUUUUGGGACUACAACUCCCACCAUCCCUAGCUAACAGGACCAGUGGUCAGGGAUGAUGGGAAUUGUAGUCCCAAAACAGCUGGAGGACCAAGUUUGGCUAUCACUGCUUUAAAGGUUUUGCUCUCAGGAACCAUCCAGGAGGGAAUGCACCCAUAAUGCAUCACAUGUGCCCCUUGCCCAGAGGUGGAGGAAGCCUCUUGGGCACCUGGGGCGAACCACCCAUAGGGGCGGGGCACACGGCACCUGGAGGGACAGGACGGGCGGCGCCCAUAGGGAUGGCAGGGGGCAUACGGGCCGGGUGCACGGUGCCCAUAGGGACAGGACGGAGUGUGCAUGGUAUCCAUAGGGAGGGACGGGACAGGGCACGUGGCUCCCAUAGGGAUAGGACGGGGUGCACAGUGCCCAUAGGAAUGGGGCACGCCACAAGGCCUCAGCUGCCCUACAGCUGGGGGGGAGGCAGUGGGCCGACAGCGUGGAGCCUGUGGGUGCCAGAGAUGCAUGGCUCGGGUGCGCUGCAGAUCCCACGGUUAGUGCCGCCCGCCAUUUUGACACCCCCCCUCAGUGGGGACACCCGGGGCGGAUCGCACCUACUGCACCCCUUUACUCCGCCCCUGCCCUUGCCAAAAUUGGGCUUGUACCUGGCCCCAAGUGUUUACCACUGGGAAGUCUAAUUUUAUCUUCCUGGCUCAGAUAAUAUGUUGCUAAUGGAAGACUGGUGCACUGAAAUUCACUUAAGAGGGGCCUGCAUCAUGCAUGCUCCACCCAGCUGAAAGCAACCCAGUGCCAGCUGUCUGUGGAAAUCCACCAUUGACAAACUUGCUUGUUUUCGUUGCCUGAGUUGGACUUCAAAAAACAAAGAGGUUGCCAAGAUCACAUCUGGCCCAAUACAGGCAUCAAGCCAGUGUGGGUCAUAACUUGUGUAGGCCUGACUUAAGAGGACUUCUGUUCAGGGUUACCUCAGGGGUUCCCAACCUCUUUGGGCCUUUGGGCACAUUUGAAAAUGAAAUAAACUGUUGUUGGCACCACACACACCCUGCAAUUUCUUUUAUUGGCAAAAAGCCUAAUUUCAGCAGGGCACUACCCUGGUUGCCAGGGAAGGCCUCUGUGGAUUCAUGUGGGUCCACAGGCAUGGUGUUGGGAACCCCUGGCUCAAAAUAUAUGGUUGGCCUAGGUCAGGGGUCUGCAACCCGCGGCUCCGGAGCCGCAUGUGGCUCUUUUACACCUUUGCCGCGGCUCCGGGGCGGAUACUAGCGAGGGGAGGAGGCGCAUUGUGCGCCCCGACACUCCCCACUGGCGGGCGCUGUACUGGCUGUGACGUCGCAUGGGGGCGGUGCGUGCGUUAGUCACGCACCAUCCCGACGUCACCUUCCCGCCCGCCCGCUGUAAGGGCAUGUCGCUGGUCACUGCAUUGAAAGGGGCAUGUACGCUGGUCACUGUUUUGAAGGGGAGUGAAGAACACACACACACAAAAGGGUAACUUGUUAAUUUAACGUUUAUUUCUAUGAGGAGGAGUAAUUCUGAGGGGUCAAACAAAGAAAUAAUAAAAAAGUGACAAAAAAGUUAUUUUUAUAAUGACGAGUUUUGCAGCUCCCAGUUUUUUUUUCUUCGGAAACAGGUCCAAGUGGCUCUUUUUGUCUUAAAGGUUGCAGACCCCUGGCCUAGGUGAAAAUGUAUUUUGCUGCUCUCUUCAUACUUUGUACAGGGUUGUGAGUGUACUGUGUCCCCUCACUAAAGGUAUUGCAGUCAGGACAGCUUUAGUGAAGGAAUAUAGUAUACUCACAAACCCAAAUAUGCAAAGAUAUGCUAAAUAUGCACCUCACUAAAGAUGUUCUUGACUGCAGCCUUUGCUUUGUAAGUGUCUAGAUCAUGGGAAGGUGGCUCCAGUUGGGAAUUGUGUAUGUGUAUGUAUAUGUGUGUAGACAAUCUUUCCCCUUUUGUCCCAAGAUUCUGGAGCAGUGCGUGGGCACACCCUCCGUUCAUCAGUGGCUCUUAAAUUCUGACGCCUCAGACAACCACCAGCGCUGCCUAUUAGGCUGGGCUGGCCCUGUUUCUUCUGAUAAAUGUUGAGGCAUCAGUGGGUCAUUUUGUCUCCCUGAAGAGAUUUUGUCUAUUUUUAGCUACUGAGCAAAAACAAUUGUAAAUGCUUGAUAACACCCGAGUGCUUUUUAAAAAAAGGAUUUGACCUUAGGAAAGAAAAAAGGAUUAGUUCACUCUCCUUGUAACCAGACCUACCCGAUGCCAGUAUGUCACCUGACUGCUUCUCUGACUCAUUGCAUGGGGACUAACUGUACAUUUAAGGCAUUAUCGCUCAGGAUCAAGUGGACGUCUCAGUGUAAUUGCUUUACGACUCUCAGGUGUCACGUUACAUGCAUGGAUGACUCCCCAACCAUUCGUGCCUUAGAGAGCUCUGCAGUUGGCUAGUAAAACUGCUGAUUAAGAUUUCCCAAUCUCAAAGCGGCUCUCUUAAGGGCAGAUUCCCCCUUGGCCUUGUUGAAAACAAUGCAAAUACGUAUAUUUCACAUUCGGCAACCAACACACCCCUUUGGUUUCAGAUAGUACAUGGGUAGACGAGUCUAAAAAGCCUGGUACAAAAACGAUCAUGAACAUCUAGAGCAUUGGUAGGCAAUCUAAGGCCCGGGGGCUGGAUCUGGCCCAAUUGCCUUCUAAAUCCGGCCCGCGGAUGGUCCGGGAAUCAGCGUGUUUUUACAUGAGUAGAAUGUGUCCUUUUAUUUAAAAUGCAUCUCUGGGUUAUUUGUGGGGCAUAGGAAUUUGUUCAUUUCCCCCCCUUCAAAAUAUAGUCCGGCCCCCCAUAAGGUCUGACGGACAGUGGACCGGCCCCCUGCUGAAAAAGUUGGCUGACCCUGAUGUAGAGACUAUGGCAGGCUCAUCUACCAGAAGUAAUGUAUUUUGCAUUAACUCAAGAAAUGUGUAUUCACUUCUGUCCAAACUAAGCCUUCUGUUGUAGAUCUUGCAGUUAUCUCUAAUCUGAAGGAAGAAUUGAGUGCAGCCAGGAAGCUCACUCCUGACGAGAUAUCCCGUUCGCUAAAACCUUUGUUACUUUUGUUGACACUUGCUACUUUUGUUGUUAGUUAUAACGUGAUGGCAGAUGACCAUCCCCUCCCCGUCCCUCUGGAUCUCAUUGAGUAAGAAUAGGUGCGGGUUGAUGGCAAUUCAGAAUGAGUUGAGGUUGACAAUAUGUGUUGACUUGGCAAUUUAGAAGGAGGUUGAGACUGACAAUAUGUGUCGACUCUUUCCUAGGCUAAACAUAGCCAGCUCCUUUUACUUAUUUCUGAAUUCAAAAUUCAAAUUCAUUCCCCCUCCCUCUCCCCCCAAACUGGGAUGUUGUAGGAGUACAGCUUCCAACUGCUCUGAUCAUGGACAAUGCUGGCUGGGGCAGAUGAGAGUUGGAAUUCAACAUUUGGAGGGUCGCAGGUUCCCCACUCCUGGCUUAGGAUGUCAGCUAUAGUCUUAGGAGGGGUGGUGGUCCAGUAUUUGUUCUUGGUCUUUCUCACUUCAGAAGGCCAAUGCUCCCAUUUGUAAACCCCACAUUCUGUCACUAGGUGCUGCUCUUUCAGUAUUUUGUCUGGAACCUAACAGUGUUCGGUAAUGCUCUGUUCAAGUUGUGACUGAAAUUCUCAAUCUCUCUCUCUCUCUCUCUCUCUCUCUCUCUCUCUCUCACACACACACACACACACACACACCUCCACACACAAAAAGUCCAUGUGCCCCGAGAUACACGUUUCAAAACCAAACUAUAAAAACAGUAUCAAACCCAGACAAUUAAAAGCAGGAAGAGAACCAUGCAUGUCAUGUAAAUUUGCAGGUGCUUGAGUGGGGCCCCUGUUAAUGACAUGAUAUCAGGACUACAUCGCCCGAUAAGAAAUGUGAACAUAUUAGCUAUGGAGCAAUUAUAGAUGACUGAGUGGUUUGCCAGGGAAAUUCUGGGCCAUCUUUAUGGAAAAGAGGAGACUGAGAGGAAAUAUGAUAGCCAUCUUCAAAUAUCUAAAGGGCUGACACAUAGCAGUGCUGGAUUUAGAGUGGAGUGGGUUGUUCCCCUGCACAGGGCACUGAGUCUAGGGGGUGUAAAAUUGAGAAGAUCCAUAAUUUAGAAGACUCAUUUGGGGGGCACGAUAUUACAAAAGAUGACUGAAGUCCGCCUUGUACAUGGAAGAUGAAGCAAGCUUGUUUUCUCCUCCUCUGAAGCCCAAACCAAUGUUUUCUCCUUCUCUGAAGCCCGAACCAAUGGCUUCAGAUUACCAGAAAGGAGAUUUCAACUUAACGUGAGGAAGAACUUUCUGAUGGUAAGGUUUGACAGUGGAAUGGGCUGCCUCGUAAGGUGGUGGACUCUCCUUCCUUGGAGAUUUUAAAGCAGAGGUUGGACAGCCCUCUGCCAUGGAUGCUUUAGUUGUGAUUCCUGCAUUGUAGGGGGCUGGACUUGAUGACCCUCAAGGUCCCUUCGAACUCAACAAUUCUAUUUUUCUAUUCUGUGUGCUGACCAGGAGAAAAAGGCCUGCCAAGUUCAGUGGAACCCACUGAGUUCAAUGGAACUGAGUUCAACAUGGUGCAGCCUGAAAAGUUCCUUUAUCUUGCCUUCUGAUGUUUGCUUUCCUUAACACAGUUUGCCUCUCUGCUUAGAUUGUUAUGUAUUAACUUUCUCCUGGCCUGAAGUGGUUUUGAAAACCUAUUUACACCAGGGAGGCAAGGCAGCCAGUCAGCAUGUCUGUGUAAGGGGACAUGGAAGAAUGAAGUAUGUAACUGCAGUUGGCAGAGGCCACUCAGUGGAUUGUGUUAUUUUGUUUUAAACAAGCCAGCAAAGUUGUGGUGUGCUUUGAUUGGCCCGGAGGAGCCACCUCCCACUUCUCAGAAGCCGUUCGGAACAGAUUGUAGAUACGUGGAAAGAAAUGCAGGAUGUACUUGGUUGUAAACUUGGAAUUCUCUUUCUGCUUGAGGAAUCAAUAGCUAAAGGACAAAGUGCCUAAGAUUCCUUUCACAUCUUAAAACCUGGCAAACACAGACACAAACACUUGUGUGAUACAACUACAAAGCCCUUUUCUUUGACUGCAGCACUGCUUCUUUUAAUUCCAUGAGUUGUUUUGUGUCAACUUCCGUAGUAGGAUUGCACCCACUGUAGUUUCAAACACUAUUAAAUAAACCCUUUUCUUUUCUUUUCAUCACCACUGCAGCUCAUUUUCAUGGUGUCUCUUUUAAUCCAGGCCUUGGGGGAAUGUGCAAAGCUUGUUUACUUUCUGCAUACGAAUUUAUCAGUUGGUUGCUAUUUUAACCGUUUACUGUCUAUUCUGUCUUAUUGCUUCUUGACGCGUUGCAACUCACACCGCGCUGGGCCUUUGGUGAAGUGUGGAUAAUAACUAUGCUAAACGAAUGCAAUAAAUGAAUGCUCCCCCCCCCCCGGGAUGUUGAUUAACAGCUGCAAGCUAAUUGCACAGAGGUUUGAGGAGGAAGUAAAGCUAAGGGUGAUUUCAGGUGAUGCUGAUAGCGUGCCCAGCCGCAGAGUCCUGCCCCGCUCCUGGCGUGUCUAACUGCUGAGUGUCUGGGAUUUAAACAGCCACAGCUUUCAGAUGUAGGAAGCUUUGGCAUAGGCAUUGGUUGGGUAUUCCUCUCAGGCACCCUGCAGGAAGACUGAGGCAUGACAGGGUCUAUUUGGUGGUGGAUCCAUUGCAAAACACAGGUUUACGCGGUUGGCCCCCAAAUGCUGAGGGAAGCUUUAUGCGCUUGGCUCUUUGGAGACUUCCCUCCAGACCCCUCUGACAGGGUACCCUGUUAACAGGGAUUAAAAACUAUAGGAUUCUGCCCAAGGCCUAAGUCGUCAAAGUUGUGACUAGUGCUAUGGGGAAGACAAAACCUGCAGAGAGGGGGAAAUCCCUUCCUGGCUCUGAAUACGGCAACCGUCAGAAGACCACAGCAAAGCCCAGCUAGCUGAAAAGAAACGGUUGGAGCAGUAAUCAAUGAAAGGAGGGGAAGGGUGAGUGAUGCUCUCAGCCGACUGGAUGCUGUGCAGAGUGGUUGGUCGGGCUAAGUAAAUGGCCAUGCCCCCACCAGGGCUGCCACGGAUUGGCUCGUUUGGUCAGUUCAAUGCAGUCGUGAUCUAUGGAUUCCUUCUAUGGAAUUGAGAGUUGUUGUGUGAAAAGCACCAAUGAAUCAACAUGUUUUCCAGGAACAGCUGCAGAGCAAAUGCAAAACCGCUCGAACCCGUUCUUUUUAGGCACGGGACAAGGGGAAGUGUGGACGAGCCCUUAGAUGCAAAAAGGGCAACAAGGGAGAUCAGUUGCAGAUAAUUACCAAUACACCAUUGACUCUUUAUUUCUGCUCCUCUUCCUGUUCUCCCAGUUUCAGAAAGCUGCCUUAUAUCACUAGCCCAUCAUGCUCACCAUUGUGUAUUCUGUGUUAUCUGGAAGCAGCUCUCCAGGGUUUCCUUGCCCUGAAGUCAUAUUUCUGUCACAAUGCAUCUACUGCAAAUCAAGGAUCAAUAUGAGGCAUCUAAGAAAGGGCUGGCAAAAGGGCUGAGUCAUUCAACAAUUUUUCCACCUGGGCUUUAUUGCACUGGCAGUUCUGUAGCGCUGCUGCAGGCCACAGACACCAUCUUUCCAAUGACUCAUAAAUCCAAGGUCUUCAUUACUUGAGAUGCAUCAAAAAUUGUGACAUUUGGCUCCUUGGGCAGCUUCUCGGCUGAGUAACUAUAUUUGUCCCUUCCUUCAGGUUCUCCCGACUGCUUCCUUAGACAUCAAGGAUUUUGCAAUACGCUAGGCAAUACUGUAGGUUACAUUUCCUAUGUGUAACAUAGCUGCGUGCAAGUCUGUCUCUGUCAGAGACUCUAAUGAAAGUAAAGCCAGACUUAGGUCAUCGAGUUGGAGGCUUGAUGACGCUCUGUUGGGAACAAGAUUGUCUAAGUUCCUUGAAAGGACUAUGAGAGAAGUGAUGGGCUUGAGUGGUCCAAAAGGGAGCAUAAGAGGCGUGGAUGACUUUUGUGCAUAAUUUGGCAGAUAUAUGGCAAUCCAAUGCACUGCGUUCUACCUGGGGGAAGAAAUUCAAAGUUGUGUUUAAGCCCCAUGGUACCUGAAUAGGAGAUUUCACUGGAAGCCUGCCUUUCCAAAUGAUCAUCUUAGCAUGUUACAUAGAUUGAGAGAGAGACUGUGUGUGUAUGAGAGAGCGAGAGAGAUUUGGUUUUAAUUUAUUUAAAUGUGUGAAUUGAAUGUUAUGGAUUUAGUAUUUGGUGUUGAAAUGAACAGAACACGAAGUGAUCGUUAGUAUUUUUUCCAGAGGACCCCAAUGUCUUCCCUCGCGAUAAAGCUUCAGUUUUGUGGAAAUCACAUUUCUCAGCACUUAACUUCCAAAUUACAGUGGUAGCUCAGGUUACAUACGCUUCAGGUUACAUAUGCUUCAGGUUACAGACUCCGCUAACCCAGAAAUAGUGCUUCAGGUUAAGAACUUUGCUUCAGGAUGAGAACAGAAAUCGUGCUCUGGCGGCGCGGCAGCUAAAGUGGUGCUUCAGGUUAAGAACAGUUUCAGGUUAAGAACAGUUUCAGGUUAAGUACAGACCUCCGGAAUGAAUUAAGUACAUAACCUGAGGUACCACUGUAUUGUUGCUAAUAGAGAAAAUGAUUAGAAGAAUAUGACUGAAAAAAAGAGAGAGACUGGUUUAGACACAGAAGAAGGUGAGAUGGGCCUUAGUGGAAAAGCACUUUCCAUCUUUGGUUCUGGCUCUUUAUUCUGAGAUUUAACUCAUUUCCUCAAAUACCCAGAAAAGGCGGCUAAAACUUCAAAACAAUUUCAGAGGAUAGCACUCCAACACGAAAGUAACUCUGUACAGGAACUAUAGGCUGAACUAAUAUUGCAUCUAUGAUGAUGAAAUGCUGGGUGCAAGAGAGAAAAAAUAUGUCAAAGGCAUCAUGGGCCAGUCAAGAGAGUCAUCCACAGAUUAUAAGAAAACGACAUUUAAUCUCUAUUGGUGGGAGUGGUAGAGUCAAAGUUUGCUAGCAAGUUAUGCAAGCUGCUGAAGGUGGUGACCAGACUCAAAAAACUGGUUUAGGCUGGUAAGGGGAACUCCAAAUUCACACAAUGUGAUCUCAGGUUCAAAAUACUAAAACUAUAAUUUGCAGCUUUACCCCUUCAGGGUAAGUGUGGUGAACCUUCUCUGUGCUCCUCCCAAUAGUUCCUCAUGCCCCAGUAAGUGUGGAGCAUAUCUGGAGGGGCCAAUAGUUCCCCACACCUGGGAACUGAGCCUAGGUUCCCUUUGUGUCUGGUGCUUCAGUCCUCCCUCAGCUGCAGUAGAUUCGAUGGCUGUAACCAACUCAUCAUCCACAGGGGACUCUAGCACUGCUCUUGUGGUCCUUUACUGGACCUUUGAGAGUCACUGUCAAGUAACUUAAGGCUAAGUUGUGCUCAGACAAUUUGCCUAGAGGAUGGCCAUCUCCAUCUGUCCAGAGCUCAAGCAAUGGGUGGGGCAAUGCUCUUACUUCUGUGAUGUUUACAAAUGUUUUAAUAGGGGCUGAGAGGCAUUGAAUGAAAAUACUGUUAGGGUCUGAAGACUUGUUCAGGUUUUCAGCCUCAGAUCCAUCUUCCUCUCCCACCCUGCUUUUCUUCCUUGCCAGUUUAUUUCCAUGAUGCAUUCUUUGCCUGACACAAUCACAAAGAAAUGUUUACAAGAAAACUGGGAAGAUCUAGACCAGUGGUGUCCAAACUUUUUCCAAAGAGGGCCAGAUUUGAUGAAGUGAAGGGCCCUGAGGGCCAACCAAAGGGCCAACCUAAGUUAUUGAGCUUUUUUUAGGACUGAAGUUGUUGAGGUUUAUUUAGGAUCUUACCCCAGUAAAUAUACUGCCACAGGGGCGGAUUAAACCAUCCGGUGGGCCGGAUUAGGCCCCAGAGGCAGACUUUGGACAUGCCUGAUCUAGACAAACAUCUCUCCCAGCCAUAAGCUUCCGCAAGGCUUUCGUGCUCUGCUCAUGGCCAUAUUUACUAUCAAGUGCACAUGGGCAGAAACAAACGGCUCACUGUGCUUGUUCCCAGAACAGUACAAGCUGAGUAUUGACAUUUGAGUGAUGAAUGCUUUUUGUUUCGCGUUCUCCUUGGUGCGUGUUGCCCGGAGAUCCUGUGCCUGUGUUUUCACAUCUCAAACCCAUUCUUCGCAGCUUGUAAACAUGAGCAUUGACCUGAGGUGAGCUCAGCUGUCAGGCUUGUCUGGCCACAAUGUAUGUGCCAAAGUCAGAUGAUACAUGUUCCUCUUAGUGUGGAAUCUUAAAAAGGGAUAGGAACAGGUUUAGCCUGAGUAAAAGCAUGUGAAACAGGAAGAAAGGUCCUGCAGUCCAUCUAUAUAAAAGCACAGGUGAGGGGUGGGGAACCUCAGGCCCACAAGCUGAAUGUGGUCAUCUAGGCCACACCCCUCACCCAGGCCACACCCCUCUCUGGUCCUGUUUUGCGUUCCAAGGGUUUUUGCCUGGCUGGAAUGUGUCCUUGAACACUGAUCAUGCUUCUUGCUUGCAUGAAUGGAGGAUAAAGAGUAGCAUGGGAGAAAUGUGUAGGAUGUAGAAAAAACUAUACUACUAUACAAAAGUGGAAUUUACGACUCCUUUUGCUACUGGUCCUGACCACCACUGGCUUGUGAUUUGGGGUGGAUACUGCCAGGUUCCCAUUCCAAAACACAACAAGGACUCUUACUUGAAAGCAAGGAAGAGAUUUCCAUUCAGGCUGAUAGUGGUGAAAACUCCACAGCGAGCACAAGUUCCAGAAGAUUCCAAAAACAUGACCUAAGCAAGAGGUUCAUAACGUAACAGAAGAUACGAAGCUGUCCCAACAUUUCACACUGCCCUCCUGCCAAGCUGUUAAAGAUGAGGCAGGGUGAGCUGACCCAAGAGUUUGCUGCGUGCACACAUGCACGCUCCAUUUGGGCUGAUGUGUCUGAUACCACUUAUGAAGGCAGUGCCUUGUUCUUCAUGACAUCUUCUGCUGCCAUCUUCUCUUGUUCUGCCCUUCCCUCUGGCUGGUCGCAGUCUGCUCCUCUCCUGGUGAGGCUGUUUGCUCCACUGGAGGGGCAGAGGAGAAAACCAUCAGAGUUACUUUCCCCUCUCUGACAUUUAGGUUCACAAGGGGAAGACGAGUCUUGCAGCCCCUUAUCUCCUCUACCUCCUUUUCCCUCCUCUUCCUCCUGGUCCAUCUGGGGCUGCCAAGGGGCUCAUGACAGUUGCCCACCCACAUUUUCCCUCUACCAAAGUAUGCCCCCAAAGCAGAGUCGCUGAGCAUGUGCAUGUUUACAUGUAUACAUGUUCUUGUGGGGUAGCCAUGUUAGUCUGUUGCAGCCAAAGCAACCAAGACUAUGUUGUUGUUGUUUAGUCGUGUCCGACUCUUCAUGAUCCCAUGGACCAGAGCACACCAGGCACUCCUGUCUUCCACUGCCUCCCGCAGUUUGGUCAAACUCAUGCUGGUAGCUUCGAGAACACUGUCCGUCUCGUCCUCCGUUGUCCCCUUCUCCUUGUGCCCUCCAUCUUUCCCAACAUCAGGGUCUUUUCCAGGGAGUCUUCUCUUCUCAUGAGGUGGCCAAAGUAUUGGAGCCUCAGCUUCAGGAUCUGUCCUUCCAGUGAGCACUCAGGGCUGAUUUCCUUAAGAAUGGAUAGGUUUGAUCUUCUUGCAGACCAUGGGACUCUCAAGAGUCUCCUCCAGCACCAUAAUUCAAAAGCAUCAAUUCUUUGGCGAUCAGCCUUCUUUUUGUAUAUUCACAGGCUCGGGGCAGAGAAUACACUAAAGGCAGGUAAUUUGAGGAUGUUGUCACUGCUUCCCCACCCUUCCCAUGUGUGUGUUCUCUGUAUGCUGUUUGAACAUCUGGAUAAGACUAGACUCAGUGAUUCUAGAAACCAUGAACCCAUGUUUGUUUAUUUUAACCACAUCGAGAAACAAAAUAGUCUGGCAUUCUGAGGUUUUCACUGUUUAGUGCACUUAUAGAUAUUACUACUUUAUAAUUAAAUGAGUCUUCAUCAUCUUUUAAUUUCAAUAACAGCACCCUAAAGGAUCCAUAACUUCUCUUUAAUGGAGCUAUAUAUUGUAUUAGAGAAGCAAUUUUCUAUUUAAUUUAUUGCUCAUCCUAAAAGGUUUAUGGAUAUCAACUCUGUACUUCAGUACAUCAUUCAACCCUGUUUUUUUCCUACAUAUUGCUAACAAAAUUCACAACAAUACUGUAUAAGUAAAUUAUUGUCAGCCUGAUAAUCAGAUCAGUUACCUCACUCACUCUGGGACAUUUUUGAAACUCUAGGAAUGUCAUACUUUUAUUCUUCUCAGAAUGGGAUCCUUAAUAUAAUUAAUAUCAUUCUGCACCUAAACUGAUUCAGCUGGAGUUUCAUUAAUUGUUUUCUGAUAAACUAAUAAAAUGUUAGAUAACUACUAUGCCAAUAUUUAUUCACUUACUGGCCUACGCAAGGAGAGGAUAUUCAAUGAAACAUCUUCAGAGGAAUAUUUAACUUUAUAGCUGGCAAGGUUUGACAGUAGAAUUUGGCAAAGGAAUGUUUUUAAUAAACUGGGAGAGAUCAGUUUCCUCAUAAUGCAGCCGCUGUAACAAAACAAAUGGAUUUCUCAAUGGCUAUAUGACAUCAUGUGUUCCCUACCUCAUGCUCAAAUAAAACAGCUGCAUCAGAAAUCAAUAAUUCAAAGAAUUAUUAUGCCAUCAAGUCUCUGUGCUUUGGCCCUCUGCGUCUCACUCUCUCACCUUUCCUGGGCUGAAAUCUAAACCUUCUUUGUGCUGGGCUGGCAUGUGUGUGUGUGUGAAUUGGGCAGAGAUGUCCCUCUACUCGGGUCUGCUACUAGUGCUAUCCAUGUGUUAUUCUUGGAGAAGGCAUUUGUGUUGAAGCAAGAGUGGGGGGCUUCUGUGUCAGCCCACCCCCAUGUUGCAUCCCUGGACCAAACCCAGCCAUAAAUGCCUGUGUGUUGCGAUUAUCGUCAUGGAUGUCAGAGGGGUGGGGCUAGCCCUGGGAUGUGAUGUCAGGAGUGGGGCCAGCAGUGCAGCCCUACUCCCGUUGCUGCGUCAUCCCACGAGUGCCAAUACACACAAGCAACAUGUGACUACUGUCCAGGAGACAAGCUGCUGUUCAGUUUACAAAGCAGGUUGGGCCACAUCCGCAUAUGGAUCUGUCGUGUAGCAACAGAUGCCGAGCUCUGCCCUUGUACCAGGUCUCUCUUGGAGACACAAGACUCCCUUUGCAGUUUCUGAUUCUCAUUCUCUUUCAGUUCUUUCCUAGUCAAACUUUUGAUUGCUUGGGUUACUUUGUGCUGCCCAUUGCUGCAGACAGGUGUUCCAUGUUGCAUACCCUCCAACACUUCUCUGAUGAAAAUAGGGGCAUUCUAUUCCAUCAUCAUUUUAUUAUUUAUACCCCACCCAUCUGACUGGGUUGCCCCGGACACUCUGGAAGGGUUGCAGCAUAUAUAAAAACAUAAAAAAACUAUACAGGGCUGCCUUAGGAUGACUUCUAACGGUUGUAUAGUUACUUAUCUCCUUGGCUCGAGAGUCGGAUAACUCCAUACCCUCCAACAUUUCUCCAAUGAAAAUAGGGAUGUCCUAAGGAAAAACGGGACAUUCCGGGAUCAAAUAAAAAACCAGAACAGCUUCUGUAAAUCCGGGACUGUCCCUGGUAAAACAGGGACACUUGGAGGGUCUGAUGUUGCCUUUGAAUCUAUUUUCUUAGAUCCUGUAAUUAUAUCUACUGAACACGGAUGUGUUUGCACAGGUGUUUGUGAGACAUAAAACAACUCUUUUUUUUUUUAAUAAAUGAGAAUUGGUACUUGGUCACAACCUGAAAUCCUGUGUUCUCUGCAACAUUCCAGAUUCAAAUGCGACUGUGUGGGUCUGUAUCUGAGUGUUGUGCUAUCUGGAUGUUAUUUAUAACUCUGCAUUGCAGAGGAGUGUCAAGUGGCGUUCAACAGCGCCUUUGGCAAGGUGCCCAGCUUGUCACGGGCUGGUUAUAUCACUACAUGAAGAAAGUUGUUUUUGAGACUGAGCAUACAGUGUUGUUUUCAAAGAAUUGCCAUCGUCAGCCUGCUUCCAAAGGCUGCGCGAUUGCGUCACGUAUUGUGACACGCUGCUCGACUGCCAGACCCAAACCGACUGUGCUGCUCCUAGGCCCAGCGCCUGAGCUUUAGAAGUACAUUUGAAUGGAUGUGCACAGGCCCAGCACAUUGAUGGAAGAGCAAUGUGGUUCACUUCACCUUUCAACGCAAACCGACCUUAUUCACAGUUCCGGAAAAAAUACACCAACUGUAAUGGAGCUUACCUCUGAAUAUUCAGCAGUCAUUUCCAUGUAUAUUGCAAACUAAUUCCCUCCCUCCCUGGAAGCAAAUAACAUGGAAAUAAGCACUAAACUUGUGCUAUAUCCCAGUAUAUUUCUAGGAGUCCAUUUUAUAUUGUGUGAAAGUUCAAAUAUAAUGAACCAAAAUGAACAGUUAUAGAAAUGUUGAGGGGAAACGAACGAACUGCCAUGAGAAUACUGCUUUCCUGAUGUAUAUUUUGCACUAGGGGACUUAGUGUGGUCAGAAUCGAGUUUUCACUUCCGGAGUUAACACUAAAUACAUUACUUUUGGUAAAUGAGCCACCAUAGUCACUAGAGGGCCGUGAAAAUUUGUGUCCCAGGCUUUUUAGACUCGUUUACCCAUGUACUAUCUGAAACCAAAGGGGCACGUUGGUUGCCAGAUGUGACCCCCCCCCACAACUCUCCUAUCCCACUACCAGUGUUAAGAAAGUUAUUCAGGAGGAAGACUGGAUUAGGCCAAUUGCCAUCUUGUCAAACAUCCUGUUCUUACAGUAGCCAACCAGAAGCCUGUGGGAAGCCCACAAGAUAAAAUUAGUGUAUGUGCGAGAGACAUUAUAGAGGUUUUCUAUAAAUAUUUUGAAUAAAGCACAAAUCACAUGCAGAAAUAAGGCCAUAGUGAUUUCAGUGCUGGUGUGCAUACAAAUGCAACACGUUUACUCUUCUGCCUAGCCUGGUCAAUCUCACAUCAUAGAAUCGUACAGUUGGAAGGGACUCUGAGGGUCAUCUAGUCCAAACCCCCUGCAGUGCAGGAAUACGCAGUUAUCCUAUACGGGGAUCGAACCUGCAACCUUGGCAUUAUCAUACUCUAACUGACAACUUUACGUUUUACUUUUGUUUCAACUAAAUAACGGGCAUGAUCCCACCCCAAAAUUAAGCACUUUUAAGCCCCGUUGAUCUAAUCAGGAGAGAAUUAUGCACAAGCAUUUAACCUCUCCUCUUGAAAUCAAUGGGACUGAGAAGCUCUCAGUUUGCCUGGAUUUUACUCAGACCAUCUAUUGACCCAUUGGCAUUUCAGCCUCUGCAAGUUGUUAGCAAAGCAACCUAAUGAUAACUUGAAAUUGUUUCAUCAGAGUCAGUAUUAGUACUUCCGCCCGGUGGUUCCACUGCUACCUCAAGGCAGUAUGAUGACUUUGUAUGAUGAAAGCAGAGGGCUGUUAAUUGGAAGGUGCUCGGGCCUAAUUAUUUUCUUUACGAUACUGAGCAAGCUAUUUAAUAUCAUAGUUUCCUCAGUUUCCUUAUUUGCAAUACAAGGUCAAUGGCCACCUCUGGCCAAGUGUUGUAAAGCUCAUUACACUGAUUUUUUUAUUUAUUUAAAGAACAGCAUCUGCAGUUGUACACCUCUGCAGAAAUUUGUGUUGCGAUUGGCUGAUCCUUUACUAGGCUUCAGUGACCCAUCGAAAGGCUACUUGGCAGGUCGAGACACAACAGCAGAAAGAGGUAACCUAGGUAUAACCCUCCAGGUGUCCCUAUUUUCUGGGGACAGUCCCAGAAUUAGAAAAGCCAUACCGGCUCUUCUGAUUUGAUUCUGGAAUCUCCCUAUUUCCCCUGCCAGUGCUGCCACCAUGAAGCUCAGGGUGGAAGAUGAGCCGGCACUUUUCUCAAGCAGUGGUGGUAACGAGGGAGCCUCCUGUUGGCUCUCCAUGACCAACGACCUCUUCCUUCCUUGGGCAGCUCUUUGUGGCUGCUGGAGAGGCUGCCGCCAUCAAAGUUCAACCCUGUGUGAUGUGUCAACUCUGAGGGGCAGUUAGAGGGCAGGGAAGAAAGUGGGAGCAGAGUGGGUUGCAAGGCGUCUUUUGGUGUUUUUUUAAUGCUUUGUGUGCCCACGUUUAAUCUUGCCCCUUUCUAAAAUUUAUUUAUUGGUAUGUGUUUUCCUUUUUGUAGAUCUACCAAAGAAUCAAAUCAAGUCAAACUGGGAUUAGGGGGUUUCCUCAGGACGAUGGAGGGCGUGUGUGCUCUGUCCCGUUGGUGGAGUAGUGGUAGCACUUGCCCAUCUUCUGACAGGAAAUGCUUUGUUGGGAGGUGACCAAAAAAUGGGGGGUGGAAGAGGGUCAGUCGAGGAGACUGGAAAAAAGUCUCUAUUUUCCUCCCAACUCCCAUCAGCCCUAGCAAGCCAAUGGCCAGGAUGAUGGGAGGUGGUGUCCCCAACAUCUGUAAGGCUGCAGGUUCUCCAUCCUUUCCCCGGAACACCUAAUAGGUUGGUUCUAGAUUAAAUCAAUGUACAGUCAUACCUCGGGUUAAAUUUGCUUCAAGUUGAGCGCGUUCGAGUUGCGCUCCGCGGCAACCCGGAAGUAACGGAGCACAUUACUUCCGGGUUUUGCCGCUUGCGCAUGUGCAGACGCUCAAAAUGACAUCACGCGCAUGUGCAGAAAUGGCGAAAAGUGACGCGCGCAUGCGCAGACAUGCCAUCGCUAGAUACGUUUACUUCUAGAUGCGAACGGGGCUCCGGAACGAAUCCCAUUCAUAUCUAGAGGUACCACUGUAUUUGCUCCAAUUAUGACUGCAUCUGGAUGCAGCAACCCACGUUCUCCGCAGUUAAUGUCAGAACCUGUCUAAUUACCCUACUUAUCUCCCUUAGCUAUGUGGCCUCCACAAAGCCCUGCUUUUUGUUACCCACAAUCUAAUUUCAGUGUAAUUGUGCCAGUAUUUGUUUGCUGAUGCACUCUGAAAUUAGAUUGCAAUCGAAGGCUGUGCCUGAAAAGUAUUUAGCACAUUUCUGAGUGCUCUUGAAAUAAACAAAACAGGAUUAGACAUCUUUGUUCAUUAGCUGAGAACCAGAUGUGAGACAGACAAGCCCUGGUUGUAAACUUCUGAGAGGCAAUCGGCUGCCGCUGUUUGAAACAGACAGACCUUUACAGUCCAAUUCACCUGGGAAGUUACAGUGGUACCUCUGGUUAAGAACUUAAUUCAUUCCGGAGGUCCGUUCUUAACCUGAAACUGUUCUUAACCUGAGGUACCACUUUAGCUAAUGGGGCCUCCUGCUGCCGCCACGCGAUUUCUGUUCUCAUCAUGAGGUAAAGUUCUUAACCUGAGGUACUACUUCCGGGUUAGAGGAGUCUGUAACCUGAAGCGUUUGUAACUCGAGGUACCACUGUAUUAUGUUCUCAACAGUCAUCUAUGGAGAAUGGAGAGGCCCUUUGCAGACACUGACUUGGAUCCUAAGUGGACUUAACAUUUAUGCAAGGAAAGUUCCCUUGUCUCCAUCUCCCCUGAAGCAACUUCAAUAAAGCCUAACUCGAGAUCAAAGGACCUGCCCAAACAAUAUGGUAUAGGGUGUGAGGUAGAGGAGAUUGCCCCUGUGAUGUGUGUGAGUGACAUCUGCACCCCACAGGGCAUGCCAAUGUGACGCACAUGUGCACUUGCCGACGUGACAUGUGCAUGCCCUGGACACCCACUGUCGUGGGGCAAGGUGGCGUGCCUCUUUCUGCCCAUUCCCUGCAACAACUGCCACUUUUUGUGCCAUCUUCUAUACCGUUCUGGAGGGCUCCUCAAUCUUCAGGUGCAGCUGGGAGGGGGGCAGCUUGGGGGAGGGGUCCACAGUAUGGAACUGCUUUCUGCUAACCCAAGACCACCCCGGCACACAAGGAACCCAGUGUUUUCAAACAUAUAUGGCUAACAGGGCUUUUACAGCUGCAGCGAAUACCUGAGAAACCACUUUGCAGCAGAGGUAAAGAUUUACCGUAUUUUUUGCUCUAUAAGACUCACUUUUUCCCUCCUAAAAAGCAAGGGGAAAUGUGUGUGCGUCUUAUGGAGCGAAUGCAGGCUGCGCAGCUAUCCCAGAAGCUAGAACAGCAAGAGGGAUUGCUGCUUUCACUAGACAGAGAUCCCUCUUGCUGUUCUGGCUUCUGAGAUUCAGAAUAUUUUUUUUCUUGUUUUCCUCCUCCAAAAACUAGGUGCGUCUUGUGGUCUGGUGCGUCUUAUAGAGCGAAAAAUACGGUACAACAAAUGUCGUAGAAAAAGUACUUGUGUGUAAGAAGAGCCAGAAAACUCCACAAGGAGUUUGCAGAUAGGCGUACCAACAACGGAUUACACUUAACUGAACGACUCUUUCUUUUUUGGUUUCAGAUUCCUCUGAUGAAAGAUCCUGGCUGGAUCCGAAAUGUCUGGACUUGCAACCUGAAUGUGAGUUAUUUUUAUUCUAUUUGCAUUGAUUUCAUGGGCUGAUCUAAGAUUUGUAGGCAUUGCGUUCUGUGGUUAAGCAGGUGAGUUGUACCAUGCUCAGCAGAUCAAGAAUUAGUAGAUUCCACAUAAAACAUUAUGGGGUUUUCCCCUCAGCGGCAAUCAACUCACAUUCACAAACAAGGGAGAUUAGAAUCUGCAAAACAGGCAUGAGAAAGCCGCGAGCUAAACUUAUUGCAACCCUCCAUACUUAAGUUGUUUUCAAAACGAGUCAUCUGUGCCACCUCAUAUGGUUCUUUGUAUGGGCUGAUUAGCUUAUAGCCAACCACAGCCACUGUGUCACAUGGCAGGAGGGAAGCCUACCAGAGAAGAAACAGUAGAAACAGAUGUUCUCAGGUUAUAAUGCUAAUGUUAAGCACAGCUGGAAAAAGCCACAUACACUGGGAGGGGAAAAGCUGCUACUACAUAUCAGCAAAUAUGGACCUGCUUCAAAGAAGAAGAAGAAGAGUUUGGAUUUGAUAUCCCGCUUUAUCACUACCCAAAGGAGUCUCAAAGCGACUAACACUCUCCUUUCCCUUCCUUCCCCACAACAAACACUCUGUGUGGUGAGUGGGGCUGAGAGACUUCAGAGAAGUGUGUCUGGCCCAAGGUCACCCAGCAGCUGCAUGUGGAGGAGCGGAGAUGCGAACCUGGUUCACCAGAUUACGAGUCUACCGCUCUUAACCACUACACCACACUGGCUCUCAAAGGUUGAUCGAAAGUCAGUUUCAGUUUCUUUCAGUUUCCUGUUUCUCUUUUUCUUUUAAAUAAGUUUUAUUAGGGUUUACUGAGAAAAAUAUGAAGCUUAAUAUCAAAUAUCUUUCCCCCUUUUUAUUUGAACCAAGUCCUUGAUCUAACCACAGUGGACCCUCUAGUUAAAUACUGCUCUGGAUACGUAAGUUUCGGGUUGUGAACGUGGCAAACCUGGAAGUGUAUACUUCUGGGUUUCGCCCUGCGCGUAUGUGCAGAAGCGCUCUGCGCGUGUGCACAGAAGCAGCGCCUCUGCCUACAGACUUUUUGGGUUGCGGACGGACCCCCGGAAUAAAUUUAAUUCGUAUCCGAAGGGUCCACUGUACAGUAUAAUAAAAACAUAAAGAAAUAAAGAUGGGAGAAAGGAGUAGAAAAAGAGAGAAAUAGAGAACCACCCUUUUGGCUCCCCCCCCCACUACUCCACUGUUUUUGUCCCUCUACUUUCCCCCAGGAAAACUCGCUCUUUAACACUGGCUCAGAACAAAUGGCAAUUUGGGUUUUCUGUGGAUAACCAUUGGCUCUGAUUCAGCAGUAAAGAACAGGUUUUCGGAGGGAAAUCACCGGAGCAAAAAGAAAGUGAUUGGACACAGUAUUUUAAAGCACGGACCUGGGCCUGGAAAUGUGGCACAAAAGGAAGCCUGGGUGAGACCUGUGUUAGGGCUUAUCCACAAUUACCUUUCCUGCACUCUUUCUGAGCACAGUCCACAAUUUAAAGCUCUGUCUGAUCCCCCUUGUGUGUUUUGUUCCAGAGCUCUCCCCAUGAAAACCUGCUCUUUAAAGCUCAAUCAGAGCAAAUGUCAAUCUGCGGGGGGAAACCCAAAUUGACGUUGGCUCCGAUUCAGCUUUAAAGAGCGGAUUUUCACAAAAAAAGCUUGGGGCAAAAACAACAACACUCUGACACGGAGCGUUAAAGCAUGGAUCUCUGCCUGGACAGAACAGAGCAAAAUAUAAGUGUGGAUAAGCCCUUAGUCUGUUGCAACAAAGGGUUCUGUGGGACUUUAAAAACAUGCACAUUUAUUACGGUGUAAGCUUUUGUGGACUGCAGUCUACUUCAUCAGAUGCAGGAAAAUAUUAUAUUUGGCACACACAGCCACUCUCUGUCCAAGUCCAUGUGGAAAAGGGUGGUAUUCUUAGCUUGUGGGAUAGUGCAAGUUUUGGCUUGGAAUCCUAGGCACCCUUUAUUUGGGAGUCAGCCAUGCUAGAGACCGUGGAAAACUUCUGAGUAAACAGGCCCUGUAUAUUUCUUUUGUGGUUGUUCUAUGGUACUCUGGUAUCUAAGUAAUAGCUUUGGUGCUCUUAAGCAGGAUUAACAGUAUCAGGAAAUAUUUUCUUAUCCUUGCCAUGGGAAAAUAUUCCCUGGGAAAACAAAGGUUUUGCUUUAAAAUGUCUUUGCCUGGCAUGUACUCAAGGUGUCCUAGUUUCUUCACCCCCUCUUUGAUGUUGUCAGAAAGUAUUUUAUUUAAAACAAAAAGUUCAGGCUUGGGAGUACAGUGCAAAUAAUAGACUGAUGGCACUUGUCUGAAGUGGAAGGAAGCCACCCUAACCCCUCAAUCCCUCAGUGUUAGAGCUUUCAACAGUACUUCUGUUUUAUGCACGGUUCUGAAACACGGGUCAGCAUUUCAGCUCCCACAUACAUGUUGAGUAUUGUUACUUUUCCAGGUUUUGGGUGGGUGUAACUAGGGUAAGGUCACUGGAAGUGGGAUAUCUAGUCAACAGAGGCACCAGCUUCUCCAGAGGAUCAGGGAUUUUUAAAACCAUCAUCACCACUUAAAUAGAGAUAGCGCCUGCCUGAUAUGUAAUGAGACGGAGCUCCAAAGCGUAGCUACUGCCACACUAAAAAUCCCAAUUUGCGCUCUGUGCAGAACAGACCUGCUGAUGAGAUGGUAUCUGCAGAAGACUCUCUCUUGCAGAACCCAGUAAGCAGUUGGUGAGGCAAUCUUUUUGGUAUCCUGGUCCCAUUUUGUUUUAGACAUCUUGGUCCCCUUAGCCAACCCUCCUAGUUUUUUUGUUUUUUUAACGGGAGACCUGGAACAUGAAGUUCCAAUGGCUCCUCACUUUGGUCAUGGCAUGUGUCAUAAGCACACAGAUAUCCCUUAGUCUUAUUCCAGCAAACAUUACUUAUUCUCCCAUCUCCACUCCGUGCAGGUGGGAUUUCUUGUAAUCCUCAUUAUCGCAGCUGCCAAAGAUGGCAGCCAAUCAGGGCAGAGUUCCAACAGGAAAAGGAAGUGCUGAGCUGUUGCAUAGCAACGCUGGCGCUAGUGUUGACGUGCUUUCUUACUGCUGGAUGUCAGUGGUUCUUUUUUUUCAGUUUUCUAGACCAGGCUACAGAAAGGCACAUGCGUUCUCAACCUUAAGAAGUCGUAGUGGCAAGCUGUAGUGGAGUUGCGAGUCAGGGAAUGAUCUUCUUGGUGUAUACGUGCGAGGUAUCUGAAGGGUGUGAACUGCAACUACUGCCUGUACCAGAGAUGUGGGGCCUAUGGUACCCCAGGUGUGGUUUGACUACUACUCGCAUCAUACCAAAUCACUGUCUAUGCUGGCUGAAGCUGAUGGGAGUUCAGCAUCUUCUGGAGUGCCACAGGUUCUCCACUUCUGGCUCACCACCCUCUUUUAUCAGACAAGGGCUGCAAACCUAUAUCCACCUACCUGGGAGUGAGCCUCACCUACUUCUGAGUGGACAUGCUGCAGUAUAAAUUACCGUAUUCCAACAGGUCUAAAGAGUGUGCCAAUGCAAGAGUGUUGCUUGACGGUUUGGAAUCUUACCCCUGCCUUUGGGCUAAAGGGAAAGGCAGAAAAGCACUGUGGGCUGGAACCAGUUUUGCAGUUUGAAUUUGGGAGAGGUGGAGAGACUAAAGAGUUUUAGGUGGAGCCAGCUAAAACCAGGAUGCAGAAGCUGCCUGAGGUGUGCUGGGCUGUGACAGACAGGUUUUCUGUCUCCAGCUUCUAUAUUUGUUGGUAAAAAGAAUGAUAAAUGUCACUAUUAAGUCUUCAGUGAGGUCUUGUUCAAAAGGAAACUAACAAAAUACAUUGAAGUCGGUAUAGAAAUAAUGUAUAUAAAUGUCUGUUAGUAAAAAUAAACUGGGAGUGCUUUGUAUAAAAGGAAAGUAACAUAAUACAAAAGAGAACAUAAUUCAGAAUCUUACUCUGCUCCCACAGCUAAUGCUAAUUUAGAAGGAAGUACUUGUAAUCCACAGGUGGCGCUGUGGGUUAAACCACAGAGCCUAGGACCGGCCGAUCAGAAGGUCCGUGGUUCGAAUCCCCGCGACGAAGUGAACUCCCGUUGCUUGGUCCCUGCUCCUGCCCACCUAGCAGUUCGAAAGCACGUCAAAGUGGGAAGGUAAACGGUGUUUCUGUGUGCUUCUCUGGUUCGCCAGAAGUGGCUUAGUCAUGCUGGCCACAUGCUGGCUGUACGCCGGCUCCCUCGGCCAAUAAAGCGAGAUGAGCGCCGCAACCCCAGAGUCGGUCACGACUGGACCUAAUGGUCAGGGGUCCCUUUACCUUUACUUGUAAUCCUUAACUAGACCAGGAGUUAAAAUCCCAUUGAUUCUCUCAUUUUCCUUCCAUAUCUUCCCUUCCUCUCCUCACUCUCAUUGAAAGUACUUCUGAAAACAUCAUUGUCUUCCUGUGGAUGAUGCCACAAUGAAAGCUUUUAACCAUAGGGGUUUUCCUAAGACAGGGGCAGCUGGGAAGGGUGGAGGCCAGGCUUGAAGGAUUUAAGGGGAGAGGGGGCGUGGUGGAAGGAUGGAGAAAGAAUAAGAGCCUGGAAAAGAAAAGAUGGCCACCACACAAAUUGGGAAGCCUACACUAGGCUAAUUCAAAUGGAGAGCCCCAAAGAACUUAAGACACCCCCAGUUCUCCACCCUCAAGAAUCCAGGUGCAGACAAGCCCAUCCAGCAUGUCAAGUCUCCCAGUCAUUAUCAAUUACAAGCCGAUCUGAUGAACUAGACCAAGGUGAGAAUGCUGUUUGAAAUGGUAUAAAAUGAGAUGCGUAUAUGUCUUUUGUUGCUUUUAAGACAGUCAGGUUUGCCAGUUUCUUUUGGGGUGGGUGGGGGAACCAGCCCUCGUUCUUGGUAAUCUGAAACAAAAGUGAAGUGUAAAAACUUGGACGAUAGACACAUUCUGAAAGGGCACAGAACUAAAUAUAGUUCUGCUCUGGUGUUGCUUGCAUUUGAGAAUUUCUGCUAGAAAAAUGCCCCCCCUCCCAAUGAAGGAUUUCUCCCUGAAAAUGUGUUAGGUGUGGAAUAAAGCCCAUUUCUAGUAUCUGGAGUUCUUCCCCUCUUUUUCUGCAUGUAUUUAGAUAUGUCCAGAGCAGAACAACCUUUCUUAGAUAUGUGUUAUAUAUGUGAAGGUUGGAAAAAAACCUAUACAGUAAAUGCAAUCUGUUCUUUUGCAUGCCAUAGAUAACUGGAAUUGCUAACAGGUUCCUAAAAGCAAAUGCUUGAGAACCUCAAGGUCUCCUUGUGACACUAAUAUUUGUUUCUGAUUAUCUUCCUUCUUCCCACUUGUUUACCGCUUCUGUCCAUCUGUCCAGAUUUCUGGCAGUAUGUGUCUGUGCCUCUCACCUGUUUCCUGUACCGAGGUUGUCUUUGAGCAACCAGACUAACCAGUUCAAGAAAUCAUAUUGUAACUUCCAUGGCUGACCUAGCACAACAGCAGAAAUGCAGAAAGUGUGGUUGAGGGCAAAUGCAGAAUUUAUUUGACCUGUCUGCUUAUGCUUAUCUAUGCAUCUGGGCCAGCGCUGCUGGGUUAUGUUAGCUGAGAAGUAAAUCUCACUUGGUUGGAGCGAAAUUCUAACGUAUGGCAGUCAAUUUUUCAGAAGGCCUACUGCACGUAUGUGGAAAACUUAGCACAUUUUAGGUGGGUUGGGCAUGGAGCUAAUUGUAAGCUCCCAGCUCCACCUGCUUCCAUAUGUUCAGAAUGAUGCCUAAAUUUGUGCUUACCAUGUGUGCAUUCCGAUGCAUGGCAAAAUUUAGACACCAUUUAGACGUUAUGGUGAGUAUGUCAAUGUUGGUGAAUUUUGUGUACCUCUUAGAGGCAACUCUUAAGUUAUGGAGCUGAUUAGUGAAUGAAAGGGAAAGUAUGGGAAAAGUACAUGUACAGGAAGCAGAAGUUCAAAGUUGCACUCCCCAACAUCUCCAGUUAAAAGAUAUCUCGGCAGAACUGAGAAACAGCCUUGGAGACUUGGCCACCAGUCAAAACAGACAUCAGUGGGCUAGACAGAGGAAAUCGUGUGACUUUGUAAAAGCAGUGUUAUAUGAAAAUACUGGGUCAUUGUGGAAAUGGCAGGGUUUUUAGAACACAGAACGCCAGCAGUUAUUGAUCAGAAAUUCAGCUAGAGAAAACUUGUCUGUCAAAAAGAGGCUUUUGGCUUGUGAGGUUGAACCUAUUGCCAGAAAUGUCUGAUGAAUACAAACCUUUGCCUUCCCUCUGUAAAUGAAUAUCCUUGUGUAUGAAUGAUUGCUAGGAAAAUGAUAAAGAGUCAGCAAAAAGAAUCUUGAAGCGUUGCUCUGUGGGGAUACAGACACAAUUCCUGGGAUUCUAGCUGUCCCAGAAAGCAUCAUUCCAUACAGUCUGAGCGUUUUAUUUGAUAACAGAGGAAUUUUGCUCCAUCAGUAUCUUUAUAUUUGGGGAGGGGGGAGCAGGACAGUGGGGGCAGUGACCCUUCCUGAAUUUCAGAUCAUAAAAACCAUAAUGUAAGAAUAUAACAAAUGCCUUGCUGGAUCAGACCAAGGUUCCAUCUUCAUUCAGCAUCUCAUCAAUCUAAUUUUCCCACUUUAUUGUUCCAAAGCUAUUGUUAUAACGGGGCUUAAGGUUUCUAGCUAGAUAUACUCCUAACCUUUUUGGCUCACCACAGUUGUUAUGAACAAAUCCAGGCUGCCCUGCGUUGAUAAUAUUGCCAUAGUAGUCAGCUAAAGUAAGAUAUGAAGAGAAAAUUAUUGCAACAAAUGCUCUUAAAGCACACUAAUUUUCAAUUUACUGGGCCAUAAAACCUUCCUGUGUGCAUUCUUCUUCCCAUCCAUCCAUCUGAAAUGGCAGCUCUACAUCCACCCCUAAAAAAGAAGUCCUAAAAAAAGAUUACUUGCUGAAUUACUGAAUCACAUUUUGUUCCCUUACAAAUCUUACCAGAACCGAAUUCAGCAAUUCACCUGCUUGAUGGAAGCUAAUUUAAAAAUAAUGCCACGAUGUCACUUUGUAUAAGGUGCGUCUCCCCUAGUUUUUAAAGAAACAGGCCAGCAAUUUUGCUCCUGUCAAAGUUAAUAGCAAAUCUCCCAUUCAUUUGAGUGGUGCAGGAUUGCAACCAAUUAUCAUGAAUAACACAGGCAUUACCUACCCUGGAAGAUGCGGGUAUAAAAACAGGCUGGUUCUUGGUACAUAAUCUGAUUUCUACUGGUUCAUUAAAGCUUUUCCUGUUGUGAAGUGUUGCAAGAAUGUGCCUGAGUGCAUUGCAAAGGACAUCUCUAUAAAAUAGGCAAACUAAAACAAAACAAAAAAGAAUUAGGAGUACAGGAAGCUGUCUAUUUAGCUCAGUUUUGUCUACUACUCUGGCCGGCAGCAGUUAUCCAGGGUCUCAGGCAGAGAAUCUUGCCUGUCUGGUCUAUUUUUGACUGCUGAUGCCAGACCUUGAUACUAGGUAGACUCUACUGCUUGCCAAACAUAAUGCUGUACCAUUGAGCUAUGUGGCCCUUUCCUGAACCAUAAAUGUGAUUUAUUAAAGUUGAUUAUUUACCUAGGGACAAAAUUUAUGGAAGCUUGCUUGCCUCCUUCUUGACAAAAGUUGUCUUCAACUUCUGCCCUCAGAAGUCGGCACGGAAAAGUUGCAUUGCUGAUUACUGCACGGGUAUUGUUGUUGUUUUAAAAAACACCGUGCUGUCCCGUCCUUGUUUUGUUAUUUUUAUUUUUUCGAUGCGUGCAUGCAGCUCCUCCCUGCCUUUUGUUCCUCUGCUUUAAACAAGCGCCCCUGCCCACACACAUUCCUGUGAGCUUGGAUGAGAGGACAUCCCUCGUCUCCUUUCGUUCCAAGAUUGGCUGCGGUAGCUAGGAACGUGCGUCGUCUCUCACACCGCCCGGGCCUUGUUUUUGCUUCCCUUUUACACCAGGCAAGGGAGAAGCGAUUGCUCAAACGCGAAGCCAGCACGUGAAAGGGAGACACUCACAGCAACGGAAGCGGCAGGCAACUGUGUUAAAGGGUCGGCUGUCAAGCUUCCUGAACUCUCAUUUAUUAUAAUGAAUUUGCCAUUGAUCGCGACUCCUCGUCUCUCCGCCUUUUCUUUUCACCCAGACACGUGAAAGCACGAUCGUAGGUAUACCUACGAUCCUGUUGGAAGAGGCAUCGGUUGCAGAAACGCAAACAGGAUCGUAUACCCACGACCGUGCUUUCACGUGUCAAGGUGAACAACGGACUUCUGAGCACUUUGAAGAGAUGUCAGUUGCAGAAACGCAAAGUGCUCAGAAGUCUCUUCCUCCCCCCCGCACUGGUUUUUUUUUUUGGGGGGGGGGAAGGUUAAGGGAUAUGAACGUGAGAAAGCCACCAUCUUCCUUUUAAGCCAAACCCCAUUCAAAACCCAUCCUUUUGAAAUAAAUAUCCCUGUUUUGGGUAUGUACGCUGCGAAGUAUUCCGUUUCCAGAUCAUGUAGCGAAGGGGAGAGGCGCCCCCCCCCAUAACUAUAAACCCAUAAAAAUACAUAGUAAUCUGAGGUUCUGCUCCCCUAACAAAAGACCUCCCCCCCCCAAAAAAAAAUCCAGGCUACGCCCAUGCUUCAGAUUGGUUAAAUUCCCCUUUCGAAUUUAAUACCAGCCUGGGGACAAUGGUGUUUACGCGACACGUGCCUCGGAAACUCAUGCAAACAACAUUCCGAGGCCCCGCCCCCUUGCGUUCUGCCAGCAGCGCGCGGACCCGCCCCCCCCAUCCGCGUUCGGCUGAGGACACGCCGCUCCACGAUUGGCCGCGGGGAUCGCCUCAGAUCCCCUCCUCCCCGCGCUGAGUCACAGCGCAGCAGCCAAGCAAAAAGGCGCUCAAGGUUCUACGGGAAGGGCCCUGCCAAGGGGAGAUCCCGACGGCCAACUGCAGUCAGACAGACGUCCAGCAACCAUUCGUCAUAUUUCGCCUUGAUAGGCUGAAGGAGCGCGGUAGUGAGCAGUCCGACGAUAAGCUCGCCACGGCUAGCCCAAGCACAAAUCCAUAACACUCCUUUUUUUACUUGGUCUUUUUUGUUAGGGCUGUGUCUCCUUAGAACAGUUGUUUGGGACUAUAACUCCCAUCAUCCCUAGCUAGCAGGACCUGUGGUCAGGGAUGAUGGGAAUUGUAGUCCUAAAAAAACAGCUGGAAACCCACGUUUGGGAAACUGCUAGAACUUCGAUCUGAGCAUGUGCAGAGUACGUCUUCUUCACUUCUUCGAGUAGCAGUUGCAAGACUGUACACACCCGGAGUAUGGGUUGUGUGAGACUGUGCAAAGGAGGGUAGGGUUUUGACUGAUGUGCAUAGGAGAGGAUUUUGGCAGGUGUAGCUUAUCAGGAAGGUUUUAGACAUGAAACGACUCCAGAAAUUUGCAGUUCUCUGUGGCUUCUGGGAUGUGCAGGUGAUUCCAGGAAAGCGACUCCAUUUGAAAUUAAAAUAUUUUUCUGUACUGUAAAUGCUCUUGUGGGGAAAAAUAUGUUAUCUUUAGGUAGAAGAAAAACAACCCAGUAAAUAGGAUUAAUGUAUAGCUUUACUCCCAGUGGGGUGAUAUUCUUAAAUCAGGAAUAUAUAUAUAUAUAUAUAUAUAGGCAAUGCUUUGAUAUUCUGGAUUACGGAGCAUCUUUUUUUUUUUUUUAAUGCCAAGCACCAUCUGUUUAAACAAGUCAAAAAAUGCUGUCACCUUGGUAAUAAAACCAUUUUCAUAAGUGAUGCAGUUUUAUUGCUUAUAACCCGGAAGUCAUCACAAUAUAAAACACGGGAGAUUGACAUAUAACAAACGAGAAGAGAAAUACAAUUAAGUAAGUAUAAACCAAAGUGAAGGAGCAGCACUAUUUAAACUGGAUUGCAUCCCUUGUGAUAUGCAAUCUAUGCGCAAAUAGUGCUUACUUUUAAUUGCAUCUAUGCUGUCCUUGCAUCUGUAAUUUGAAUAUAUGAAUGGCAAUAACUAAUAAUGUACAUUUGAUUUCAAAAUAUCUCAUCAACCACAGUCAUUAAUCACACAUUCUGUAUCAAGGCUACUUAAUAUAGAGCCCACCAGUGUUUUGGACGACAACUCCUGUCAUCUCCAGCCAGAAAGAGCAAUGGUUAUGCAUGAUGGGAGUUGUAGUCAACAACAUCUGGAGGGCACCAUGGUGGCUACCUCUAUUCUGGACUAAAACAUAUUGUUAUUUAGGGCUGGCACCAGACUAGAGAAGGCUCUGGGAAAAUUACUGGGUAGUGAGUCAUGCAAUAUUACUUGGCUGUGAUGGCAGUGUGGGCGGCUGAGUUUAUAUAUUAUUAUUAUUAUUUAAUGUGUAUACCGCCCUUCAUCCGAGAAUCACAGGGUGCUUUACAGUAUAAAACCACAAAAAUACAUGCUAUACUAAACAAAACAAUAACAGUAACCCUCCCUCCAAAAUUUAAAAGGCUGUAGAUUAACCAAAGGCCUGGGAAAAGAUUUAAAUUUUGCACAAUGUCCCCAAGUGACACAAGUUUGGGGGCAUUGUGGGAAAUUACGAACGACUAGAUUUAGCCAGUCUGAUGCUGUUCAGAGUCCAAUAUAAGAGAAAAAAAGAGGUGGUUGGGAAGGUAAAUUUAGCACUUCAGUUGAUACCCUGAUAGCUACCUAAAGAUGCAAGAUGCUGUUAUUUGUGUCACUUGUAAAUGCUACAUUGGUUUAUUGUUGCAUUAAGCAACAGUCUGCUUAAUCAUGAGGUGACUGAAGUGAACUGAAAACAUGACAAGUAUAUAUUAUAUAUGUUCAGGUGUGUUGACAUAUUAUUCUCAACGAUCAACCAAAUAAAGAAGAUCUAAAACAAAACAAAACACCCCCCCCUUGUGAUAGCUAGAGUGCUUUACUUAAAGAGAUACUUACUUGCACAUCAAACUUUUAAGCUACUUGGGUUCUGGACACCCACAUUUCCAGCAGUGUCCAUCAUGAGGACUAUUUGCACGUAGGCCCAGGCUCUUAAACAAAUUAGAGCAUGGUUUCAGUGUUUUCAUAUGCUAAGAACCUGAUCAAUCCAGUCAUCCGCCAUAUAUUCUCUGAUGAUCAUCCCAAACAUGUUAUUACUGGCCGCAACAGAUUAGUUUCUGGCACGAAGGACUUUUAAAUUCCUUCAUCUUAUGUACAUCCUCUCACACCAGCCAUCUGAUGUUAUUCCCAUUUUACAGGUCAAGGAAAUGUGACCAAGAAAUUGCUGUUUGCCCAGACAGGUCUGUAGGGAUGCCCUCCAUACUCCUAGGCCUAUCAAAAACUGAUACCCUCCCUCGCUCACUUCUGAUGCUUUAGAAACAGUUUCCUGGUUAUUAUGGAGUUUCAAGGCUGCCCGCAAGUCAUCAGAUACCCAAGUCAUAAUAAUAGAUUCUGGCCCAAGCCACCAAUGUAAAAUAUGUGUGGUGAACAUGUGGUUCUCUGUGAUCCUGCUGGACUCAGACUCCAACUCCCAUCAGCAUGGCUAAUGGUGAAGGAUGAUGGGAGUUGUAGUCACAGGCUACCCAUCCAUGAUGAAAGGGCCUCACUAAAUAAGAUAGUGGAAAUUAGUGACUGAAUCCCUUGUUGCCUUAAAUUUUCACAAAUAGCUACACACACACACACACACAGAGUAAAACAAUAAAAUUCCUAGGUCAUUAACUCCCUAUCUGAAACCCUGUGGAGCAGAUAUUCCCCAUUCAGCUGUCCCCCCUCCCCCAUACAAUCCUUAAAAUAAAAGUUGUUAUCAGAAGCGGUAUGCAAAUAAUUUUAUGCCUCUAAAUUUCACGCACGGAUAUUAAUUUUAGAACUUUAGGAAAGUGAUUUGUGGGUGCCAUCACAAAAUGGCUGGCACGUUGGUGGGGGGCAACAUAGCUAGUAAAAAAAUGGCUGCCAUUGCCAAAACACUCACAGUAUUUACGACCACAACAAGAGGUCAAAACAGUAAUGUCUGCCUUAGUAAAACGCAGUAAAAAAGCCAGUGUUCUGUUCUAACCCACUUCACAGAAGGCAAGCCAAUCAAUUUCUCAAAAUCACAUCUCAAUAAAACUUUGUACUGCAUACAUCCUUUUUCUGCCCGGGCCCAUCUUUCCAAGGCCCUGAAUUCUCACCCCCCAACCCCUGAAUCCUCCAUUUUUUUGAAUGGUGGCAUUCAAUUAGAAUGGCCUUCUUUUCUUUUCUAUACUGGUGGCAUCUAAUUAGGACUGUAGACUAGAGAGACAACAUGGAAGAGUUCUAAUUGGACCGUCUGCUGGUAAUUUCCCAUAAGAAUUGCUCUUCACCUUCUCUCCAGUCUGCUGACCAAAUGUGCUUUUUAAAAAAGUGCUCAAGCAUUUUAAAGAGUUGAAGAUGACAUGCCUCUUAACACUUGUGCACGCUGAACUAUAUUUUGUGAAUCUCUGACACAUGGCAAACUGCAAGUGUCAAAUCAUUCACAAGAGCACUUCCGGCAAUUUAAGCCGGAAGAUUUAACCGUGAGAAAGGCAACUUGAGACAUAGUGAUCCUUAUGUGGAUGAGACCCAUUUCUCUCUCUCUCUCUCUUGGCUCUAUUUCAAUUUGUACGAAUUGAAAAAAAUAAAACAAAACCCGCAAACGACCGCUCUUACAGGAUCCAAAACCGCCGUGACAGACGCAAGACACUCACAAUUUUGUUUAAUGACUAAAACCCGGCUUGUUCGUUUCAGUUUGCAACCCAGAACCUCUGAUUUUAACUCUUGCAAAGCUCUCUGCGUCCAUUUCAUUAGGGUAACCACCCACCCGCAUUUUGGUGCAAUUUCGCAAGCGACAGACGGUUUUGCCACUGUUUUCAAUGCUUGCCUGUCAAAAAUCCCCAUGAAUUUACCAUGCUAGUUUGGGCCUGUCUGUUGUGGUCUAUGGCUUGCAGCAAACUCCUAUCUACACCUGCAAGAUAUAGCUGGAGUGGGGUCAGAAGUGGGGCAAAUAUAGGAAGAUGCUUCCGGUAGAUCUAGCCUUGGGUAACCAUAACCACAGCUGUUGCGAUGGAUGUCCUGAUUUCUCCCUUGAUCCCCCUUCCUGCCUCCCUUCUCAAGGUCCCUCCUACAGGGCGGUUACCAGGCUGCCUAUGUGGGAUGAAUUGACAUUGCUGCAGCAGCCUGUUUGCAUACAAAGCAAGGCUCUGGCCGGUGCCUGACCUGCCGCUGCCUAGCUAGCCUCAUCCGAAGCCCUUCAUUGCUGCGGAGGAGAAGAGCAGUGGCAAGGCAGCUGUCUCUCUGCCUCCCUUGGGGAAAGUUGCUGAUGUUUCUCACGGUUGACAGACGGUGCAAGGACAGGUAUAAAGCUGACGAAGGAUUUGGGGGGCAGGCGGGGGGAAGUUAAGGAGAUGGGUUAAGUAUUGGGGGAAAUAGUACUAUUGUGGCAAUUCUGUAGGCCGCUGGAUUUUUACCUGCACAAUGUUUUGCUUAAGAUAGUUGCAAUUUUUCAGCUUGGGGACAAGCGGCCCUUUGUCUCAUACUGUCUUGUUUUUUGCCUAAACGGAGUCCUGGAAAAGUACACGUUUGUCCGCCAGGACCAAAUCUCUCUGCCACAUAUAUUUUGGAUAUUAAUCUGCAUUUUAGCAAGAGCUCGCAUCCUAAAAUAGCCGCAGUGGGUGAAGUGGCCUUUCCCCUGAUUCUUUGGGUUGAUGACUUAAAAUGACUUAUCGAGGGGUAUGUGGCGGCCAAGGCUCUGAUGCAAGGCGGUGGGGGGUGGGAAGAAAGAUGCGAGUACCCUUUUGAGCAUGCCUAUGGUGGCAAGUGGCAAAAAAAAUUGCAGGCCUGGCAUAGAUUUUAGGCCUCUGUGGAGCCUCAUUGGCGAGAAGAAAAGGGUUAAAUGUGAAUUCAGACACUCUGUCUCUUGUCUUCCUGUUUGCUAAACUGCUGUCUUGUGUAAAAAGACAGGCUCUUUUGGCCUCGGGAAUGGAGAGUUGUGUGACCAUUUUGAAGUUUAAAAUCAGGUUUUGUAGCAGUUGUUGUUGAUCUGUGAAACCCGGCUAAAAGAAUGUGUUGUACUGCCACUUUUUCUUUUUUUUCUUAUUGGUCUCUUUAUCUUUGCUAGUGCAUAUUCUGUUUUAUUGCACAAUUGUCUGAUACAGAUGUGCUUAGACAGUGUUGCUAAACCCAAUGUUAUUUGUGGGUUUUGAACCUCCGAGCUAUAUAUUCACUCCCAUUUACUUUUAAACAGUGCUUUUUGUCCUGGGGUACGCAUACCCAGAAACAUUUUGUGACUCUAAGUUUGGCCUCAUUGAGGGGCAAUAUUUCAAUAUGAGCAGGAAAAUGAGAGUACCCCUAAACAUUUUUUUAGAAAAAAAGCACUGCUUUUAAAUACCUUUUCUUUGGCUUCAAACAUCUGUAGAGAGACUUCAUGUUUCACGCACAUACACAUACAUGCACGCACUUGUUUAUCAGUAUUACAGAAAGGGAUGUAAUCAAAGCCUCUUUAGUCCUUAGGUGAGGGAUUGUUGCCAACAGUUCUAGUAUAAAGUCAACUAAAAUAUUUCGGCAUGAUCCCCCUAAAGUUGUCCCAUUGACUUCAUUUGGAACACACUUAAUUUAACUGUUGAAAUCAGUGGGACUUUUUUUUUUUUUUUUAAAGUGCUUACCUUUGAUUGGAAAUCCCCUUUUUUUCUUUUGGGAAAAUUCAUGUAGAACUUGGAGAUAAUUUAAUUUGAAAAACAUUACCGUUUCCUAAAUAAAUCAUUUGCUUCUCACUGAGGAAAAGAGGGAUAAGAUACCCUUUUCAGAUUCUAUGUUUGAAUUCAACUGUUUAUAUUGAAAUAAAUUAAACCACAUUAAUUGGAUAGUACAUAUAUAAUAAAUUAUCAUAAUUAGACUGGCCCCCUUUUUCAUAAUGAAAAUCGAAAUAGGGAUGCUUUUUCUGUAUUUUAGAGACAAGUUCCACUGGAACCAAUGGGGCAAGUUAAUGGCAACUGUCAUAUCCUGUUGAGAGUCUGUGGUUAGACUGGGGGAGAUAAGGUUCAAAGUUUACUGGAUUGUUAGUUACAGUACUGUCCUGUCCUGCAAACUGACACAGCUGAGAGAGUUGCUGACAUCAGAAGAAUGGUAUUGGUCAAUCUGGAAUGCCAUGAACUCUGUUUUUUGAAUCUCAUGCUUUGAUUUUUACUGUAAAUAGAGUUUCUCAUUGGAGAUUCAGCAGGGCAGAAUUCGGAAAGAAUCACCACUACAAAAGUCCUUUAAAGAAAAGAAUUGGGGAACUGUCCUUGAUGGACUGUGCUCCUGUUUUCCAUUCCAAAUGUAUUUAUUUAACCAUUUUUUGUGGGUUUGGAGUGGCCUUCUUUGUGCACUCAAAUAUGUCUAAACAACGCACAAAGAGCCCUUUUGGAAGCACUUGGGACCGUUAGGGGAUUUUGAAAAUGUUAGUAAUUUCAACCAUGCCCAUACAUGCUUUAAAGGUUGUUUUAUCACAUUGGUAAACAAAGGCAAAUAUUUGAACAACGGCAUUCUUGUUUGAUACAUGUUUUGGUGUUAGAAAUGGAACUGUGCAGAAGUCAUCUGGGAUCUUUACAAAGUUAUUUCAGGUGCAUAACUGGUCUUCUUUUAUCAGCAGUGUUAAGGCUUGUGGCACAUCAUCAUACACAGGGCAAAGGCAUGCUUAGAAAUAAGAUAGAAAUUAAUUUCAGGCGUGAAUAAUUUGUGAUUGCGGGUGCUGAGCUUUCCUCCUGGGGAACAUCCUUUGCUGGAAAAGUAUCUUUUUCCUUUGGCAUUGACUUUUGUCUCUCUCUUCUUAAGCCAUCAGAAUGAAACACUCCCUCCCACAGUUAAGAAAGUGGAUGCCAUUUGUGAGGAUGAAUUGGGCAGGAAAAUGGGACCAGGCUAUGAGGGGUGGGGUCCUGUGUACUGGUGGGUCCUAUGAAUUAUGCAAGUUCUCCACUUGUUUAGGUAUGCUCUUUCUAUUCUGUUUUGUUCUAUGGAAAGGGCGAAUGAAAGCAAAGUGCUUUUUAUCUGUCACAUUAUCUAUGAUUGUAUUUCUAAAUUCCAGACACACCCCUUAUUUAACCGCUGGAAAAUAAACAGACUAAUAACGUCUCAAUGAAAAAAAAAAUCUUUCUUUCUUUUAAGACUCGCUAUUGUUCCCCCAUGGAGCUGUCAGCUCUCUCUGAAAACUGAAACUGUUCAUUCAAAGUGAGGAGACAGUGGCAAUUUCAAGAUUCCUUACCCUUUCUUGUAAAUUGAGGAGCAUCCAGUUUGCUUUAGGAAACAAAAGCAGCUUUAGGAAAACGAUUCCCAGAUCUUCUACUUUUCUGCCUGUCCUCAGUAUUUCUGCAUGUCGGAAUAGUAAAAGCACUUCCGUGCUAUGCUUCAAUUAGCUGCUUCCUCUUUGACACAAAUUGUGGUUAUUCUGACAUCUGAAUCUGGCUUGUAAGUUCACUAGCCAAGCCAGGGCUGCAAACCAUGGUUUCCUGGAUCAUAUGUAAUGGCAAACUAUGGUUUGUACCAAAUAGGAAUAAUUUAAAUCAGAAUGUGUGAGAAGAGUGGCUGUGGCUUAUUGACAAACCAUGGUUCAGCUCUCCGCCUGAACUGAACCCAUGUAAUAAAAUCAGGUUUCCUGCCAUGUAAUGGUGUGGAAAGAUGCUUUACACAGCACUGUCAUGUUGUGUGUGUAUUUAGGGGCAGGCAUGUAUCUCAGUCACAGAGCACAUGCUUCGGGUGCAGAACGGUUUUAUUCCUGCCAUCUCCAGUUAAAAGGACCAGGUUAGCAAAUAGUGGGAAAGACCUCUGCCUGAGGCUCUGGAGAGCCAGUUCCAGUCAGAAAACAUGGACAAAUAGCCUGACCAGACGUAAUGCAGUUCCCCAUGUCCCAUGUAACCAGCCAACAUAGUAUAGAAGAUCAUUGGAUGACGUCUUCGAAGGACUGCCUCCUCAUGACAUGAGCUUGCCCGCCCACUGCACUAUUCCUCAAAAGCCUUGAUCUGUUUUCCACUGCCAUCAGAGGUUCAUCUGGAUGAUAAUGCAUGACAGAAUCUUUUUGGUUGUGGCACCCAGAUUACAGAACUCCUUUACCCAGGAAGCCUGGUUGGCCCCCUCCUUUUUGGCUUUUCGGCGUCUGGUAAAUAUUUUCCUGCUUUGCAAAGUUCCUGUUUUGGAUUCUCUAAAGCUUUUCUGGUCCCUUUUGUGGAACUGUAUUUUAGGUGGCUCUGGAUUUUUUUUUAGUUCAUUGUUCAUCUUGUAGCUUUAAUUAUUAUGUUUUAGGCUGAUGAUUUGUUUUGGGGAAGCUAAAAGGCAGACCCCGAAUGAUCUUGUAACUAGUAAAUAAAACAAUGUCAGUUCAUUUCUGUAGGUCGGUCUUGUUAUCUGUUAUCUGGUGAUUUUUAUCCUAAAGCCUGAGUGAAGAGGGCAGAACAAACCAUUGAGAAGAUCUCAAAAACCAUAUUGUGUCACUUUUAUAAAUUGCAAAAAGAGGAAGAGUAUAGUUCUUUCAGUGGGGUCCCAUUUUUUCAUUGGAGACCACUGCUCUAAAAUGUAUCAAGCUACGUGCAUUAUCUUGUUCAUCACUUUUGAUAACAAUGCUCACAAAUUUACAUUGUUGUAUUUCGGGUCUAAACCUUUUCUAAACAUACUUUGUGAACGCUGUGAGUUUGAACGAAGCAGCUAUUAUGGUGGAUACUGUCAAGGCAUGCAGCAUUUAAUCAUCAUUUUGAAAAUACUCACCCAGGGAAUGUUCAGAAUGAAACAUUUCCUUCCCUUCUGCAUGGCUUUCUGAAUUGUGGAUAGAUUUAUGCUUAAUCAGCUUUAUUGGCAAAGAAAAGCAUAUAGGAUAAACACAAUUCAGAAGACUUGUAGAGGAGUUUGUGUUUAAUAAUGCAUGCAACAUUGAUUUUGUGGAAAGAAAACCCAAGAAGGAGAGAGUGGUGGUCACGGACUAGCACAGAGUUAAGGAUAUCAUUAUCUUGCUCUUUCAUUCUGACUGGAUUUUGCUAUGUAUGUUGGGGCAGCUGUAACCAUUGAUGUGACUGCCCUUACAUUUAGGAGAAUUCUGUGUGCCUCAGCCACACAGUGAAAGGGAGAAUGUUAAGGGAGCCAAGGUUGUAGGCAUGCUGUCAAAAGUACCAAGCAAAAGUGGGUUGCCAGGUCCUUUGAGAGGAGGUCUGCACAACUUGCGAUCUAUAUGUUAAUGACUGAAGAACUCUUUCCUUCCUGAUUAGUUUUUGUCCCAUGUUGUAUCUGUUUUUUAAGCAUCUUAUUUUGACUUACUGCCCUUCUCCCUCAUGUCUGCUCCUGUUUACUGUUCUUAUUAACAAAAAAAUAAUAUUCCUCUCCCCUCAAAAGUUCUGUUGUGAUCUACCAAGCAAUAUACGGUAGGCCACCACAAGUUUUUAUAGGCUCCAUACAGUGGUGCCUCGCAAGACGAAAUUAAUCCGUUCCGCAAGAGUCUUCGUCUAGCGGUUUUUUCGUCUUGCGAAGCAAGCCCAUUGACGGAUUAGCGCUAUUAGCGCUAUCAGCUGUUUAGCGGCUAUUAAAGGCUUAAAGGCUUAGGGGAUUAGCUGCUAAAAGGCUAUUAAAGGCUAUUAAAGGCUUAGCAGAUUAGAUAAAGGGGGAAAAGCGAAAAAAAUCUCUAGACUCGCAAGGUAUUUUCGUCUUGCGAAGCAAGCCCAUAGGGGAAUUCGUCCUGCGAAGCAACUUCAAAACGGAAAACCCUUUCGUCUAGCGGUUUUUCCGUCUUGCGAGGCAUUCGUCUUGCGGGGCACCACUGUACUUUACCAAACUGUGGCUGCGAAAUCCGGGUUUUCCAGCUGCUCACUGGUUGCAAUACAUGGUUUGUGGGUCGCAUUUGAUUCUAUAAACAUGCUCAAAUAAACUUAUUCUACAGAAUUUCUGUGUAUCAAUUUUCAUGCUGAAGGUGCACAGACUUAUUGCUGGCCUUCUGUAACGCAUUAGAACUUUCACAUUUUAUCUGCUAAAAUGUGAAGCUGUUUUUAUAACAAAAUCAGGCCAGUGGUCUUUCUUGCUCAUUGUUACUAUUUUAACUGCCACUGGCUAUCCACAGCUUUUUUCGUUUUGCUAGCCCUGUUCCCCGAGAGCCAUAUUUUCACAUGCUGGAGAUGGAGCCCAGGGCUUCAAUCUGCAUAGAAAGAAAGCAUGUGAUGUUCUAUUGUGCCAUGAUGCCUUUUCAGUGCAAGAGAUAAGUACAGACUAAUCUACCGUAUUUUUCCAUGUAUAAGAUGAUGCCCUUUUCUUUAAAAAAGAAUUAGGCAAAAAUUGGGUGUCUUCUUAUACACAGAUAGUGAAUGCAGAGGGGGGACGUGCAAUUAAUGGCAGCUGCAAUCAGGAGAUUGGCUGCGGCGGUUGGGUGGGUGAUUGGUGGCUGCGGCAAGGUGUGCGAUUGGCAGUGGCUGUGGCAAGCAAUCGGCAGUGGCAGGCAGGCAGGUGAGCGAUUGGUGGAAGUGACCUCCCCCCCCCCCAAAGCUAAACAACUUAAUUUCUUAAUUUUGGGUGAAAAAAAAUUGGGGGCAUCCUGUACACGGAAAAAUACGGUAUGUCACUUCCAGACAGUUGCUAUUUUGUGGGUGAGAAUUCAGCAACAUACCAGCAAAUUCAGGUUGCACAACUGAAGCAGAGUUGGCAUCCUUUCACAACAAACCUGCUUCCCCUCCACCCCAUUUCUGUAGUAAGGAAAGUGACUGGAAAAUGAGCUGGAAACCAAUUGCUUGGUGCAACAAUACUGUACAACUUCCCUGCAAACAAACCAGAGAAUGAAUGCUCAAUAAACAACCAAGGAGGUAUAAUCUCCCCAUGCACUUUGUUCAAAAACAUCAGGAUAUAUGUUCCCAGGUGUGUGGAAGGGAUCCUAGGAAUGUAUUACUGGUCACUGGCUCACUGGAAUACAUGGAGAAGAUGCUACUGUUAAGGUCUGAUUCUCACCCCCUCUCCCCAAGUAUUGGAAAUAUGAAAAAAUGUGAACGAGAAACGGGGACCAUCUUGUCUUUGCAAACGUUCAUUUGGGAGCCUGAACUGCUUGUGGCUUCUUGUUGAGUGCUGUUUUCGUGGCAAACGACCAUGUGUGAGGAAAGUCCUCAAGUUGCAAGAAGCUUUUCCAUGCACAACUUCUUUCAGGUGAUGGCGUGAAACAUCCCUCCCUGAUUUUACAGAGCAAAUUCCGUAGUUCACGCAUUGCAUGAAGAAGUACUUUCUUUCGAUUGGAAAUUUAAAGGGAAACCCCAGAGAGAAAUGUAGGUUGCAGGCUGACAGAAUACAAGUAGCCCUAUAUUUUACUGAGUUGGUUUGGUUUAUUAUUAGCACUCCUGCUUGUGAGAUACCAGCAGGCAGGCUUUCUAGGAUCAAACAGAACAAAAUGUGUCAUGCAGACCACAUACAUUCUCCUUAGGAAUUGGGGAACAUUCCUGGGGACGUGAAUAUUUCACUGAGAGCUAAUACAUACUUCAGCAAGUUGCAAAUGCAGUUUUAGCACUCACAUUCUCUGUUCCCAGCACCCCUGACGCUUGAUUGGCAUUUACCAUGGAUUGAGCCUUUAGUGUGGCAGCCUUUGUGUGCUCUGUGGAACUCCUUGCCGGUAGAGGUUUGGCAGGAACCGCUCCUCCUUUCUUUCAGGGGUCUUUUGAAAACUUAUAUUGUUUCAACAGGCCUUUGCUUUAUGAACAUUCUCUCUUUAACCAGUCAGUAUUUCACUGGUGUUUUAUUGAUGUUUCUCAUGAAGUUUUCAUGGAUGCUUUUGUUGAUUUUAUUCAUAUUUGUUGUCUGCAACUCUGAUAUAUGAAACAAAGAUACAGAAUUAAGCUUUGGCUGGGAUUCUCGUGGAUCUAUUAUACCCAUUAGGAGAACGCUAAUUUUGUAAAUGACUCUUGUCAGUCUUUUUUUUUUUUUUAAAGCAAAUAGCAAAACAUUUCUGCUAUCCCAACCUGUUGUGUCGUGUGUAUUGGCAGAGCUGUGCUUUUGUGUGUUUGUGUGGUGGGGGUAGGGUUCCCAGCCAGAUUUUGAUAAUUAUCAUGACUGCUGUUUCCUUUGUUUUUUCAUGUGCUCCCUUCUAUUCUGUUUUAUGAUGACGUUUGUUGGUUUCAAUUUAUAUUGUGUUCUAUCCUACCCUGGUAUCGCACUGCGAUGAAGCGUGGGUUAGAAAUAUUUUUAGUUGAUAACAAAAUCAUCUCAACCUAACAGGUGGGCCACUACAGUGACCCUCACUCUGCAGAUGGGGAGGCGAAAGGCUGAGGGGUCCUUUCUUCCAAAAAGGAGCCCUGUACACUGGACGGUAUUCAUAUUUGUUUCCCUCACAACAUCACUGUGAGGUAGAUUAUUUUAGGACUUAAAGACCGCUCAGAGAUCUUGCAGCGAACUUUGUAACUGAGCAGAAAUUUGGAUCCAAGUCUCUCAAGACUUGCGCUCUAAUCUCCUGGAUUUACUUAGAGCUACCUAAAUGUUUCAACCAGAGACCUAAGUGAGUUAAUGGUUGUGGUGAGAUGUGAAUCUGGGACUAACUGGCUCACGUUCCUCUGCUUGAAGCUUCAUGCUAUGCUGGGGCAUUGCUGGGCAGCUCUUGAGGAAUGUGGAUGUUGUCUUUUUAACUUUCCGUUGCUCAUUACGUUGCCAAAUAUCUUGACACGCUGAAAUGUCAAGGCCGUUCAGUAGACUUGGAUUGAUUCUAAGUGCAGUGCUAUCAACUGUGAGCCCGUCUUAAGCUGAAAUCCUGUACACACUUCCCUAGGAGUAAGUUACAUUGUAGACUACAACCCAAGGGCCACAUUAUUUUCUGGUCAACUUUUUAGGGGCCACCUGACCAGGAGCAGGUGAGGUUACCGGCGAAAGCGAACAGAGCAAGUACUGAAUCUUACCUGUUUGUAGGCUAGUUCCACCCAACACUCUCUAGCCUGCAAAAAAGAGGCAUGGCUGGAGUUUCAGGACACAUUCGAGGCAUGCGAAAACACUUAAGGAGGGUGUGAGGCCUAGGGUGGCGAGGGGUGUGGCUCAGGAAAACAGGAGGAAAUCUGAUUGCCACAGAAGUCAGUGCUUUCAACCAGCGCAGAGACAAGAGAGGAGUGCCAAAGAAGUGUCAUCUGUGGCAAUUGGGUUUUCUUCCUCUGUCCAUUGGGGCAGAUUUGGGGGUGAGAGAUGAAACCGUAAGCCUUUGCCUCUGAUGCCAUUCUCUAAGAGAUCUCACCAGAAAACUUUGGGCAGGGAAACUCCACACUCCUGUGGGAAGCCAGUAAGCUAACCAGUACUCCUCAUGGAGGUGGGGGUGGUGUAGGAUUUGGCCCAAGAGCCUUCCAGAGUCACCUUAGGUUGUUUUAUAGAAUAUUUUUGGUCUUUUAUUUUCUACAGUUGCCAAAUGGUCUUAAUGUGUCCUACUUGAUUCUGAUGCUUCCCUCUGUCCUGUUUUCCUCUCCAGGCACAAACCAUGAAUUACGUUGGGCAGUUAGCAGGCCAAGUCUUUGUGACUGUGAAGGAGCUUUAUAAAGGAUUAAAUCCCGCCACAUUGUCUGGGUGCAUAGAUGUCAUCGUUGUCCGCCAGCCUGAUGGGAACCUCCACUGUUCGCCUUUCCACGUGCGCUUCGGAAAGAUGGGAGUUCUGCGUUCGAAGGAAAAAGUGGUAGGGGGACAGAAGAUGUCUUGACAUGCUUUUUGUUUUGUCAGUAGCUCCCUCUUCACACAAUAUAUUGUGCUGGGGGCAGGGAUGUUUUCAUCCUAUGCACUUUCAGGACCACAUUUGAUGAUACAUUGCAUGCACAGUGAUGUGUGUUAGUGGUUACUAGAACCACUUCAGCUCAGGCCCCAUGACAGCUCCCAGUGGGCCUUGUUGGCUGAGCUCUGGAAGAUGUUGUCUCAGCAAAGGGCCAGAGUCAUUUGAAAGCUUAAGAAGGCCAGUCAAGGUCUUCUCUUCCAGUGGCUUCCCCCAGCCCACCAGGAGGGUUGGCUGAAGCCCUUCAAGGGCACAUAUAACAUACUCCUGCAGGAUUGUGGAUCAGGAGAAGCUGUAGGAGAGUCGCCACCAGAGUCGAGGCAUGAUGGAAGAGCCAUGCCCUUAGGCUGGGGUAAUGUAGAAGGUGGUGCUCAGUAUGGUGACUUGUGAGUCAUCUGAGUUUGAGUCCUUCUCAUGGAGACACUAAGAUGUAGGUGAAGAGACAGUACAGUGCAUAUAUCUGUAGUUGUGGGGUCCCUGUUCCAGACUGGGAUAGCAGCUUCCUUUCUGGGCAAAUGGUCGCUUUGACUGGGGUGGGGGACAUUUCCAUCAGGUAGUGUUAGAUCCUCCUCCCCAAUCUUCACACUGCAGUCCCAGUCUCAAAUUUCCACCCCCAGCUGCCAUGGUAAAAAGGAAAGCACAGGCAAAUGUCAUUAUGCAAGUUAAUGUAUCGUCUGCUUUGGCCCUCUGGGCAGAUCUGUGAUGCACGUGCUGGAGCACUGACUCCCCACAAAAGAACCAUGGGAACUAGAAUUUUGUGUCCUCAGCACUUUCACCAAACAACAAAACCCAGGGAGGUGGUAAUUAUUGUGUGUCAGAUGGGUUGUUUGCUCACAGAUUCGGUUUUGGUUUUUUUGGAUAAGGCCUUUUAUCACUGGGAAGGCCACUGUUUAUUUACAAUACUGAGCCUAUCAAUGGGCAACGUAUGACCUUAAGCACUUUUAUGGAUUCAAUAAGGAUUCGGUGGGCUUAAGCUUAUCUCUUUCGCUGUUGAAAAUGUCACUUAAAAUUGCUUAUUUGGAGCUCAGUGGCUCCGGGGACCAGGAAGUUGGUUGAUGCUUAACUUUCGUUAGAUCAGGCACAUGCCACUGUGAGGUGUUGCAUAUGACAAACCUCUAUUUUCUCCCUCUCAGCACCUGCCCCCCCCAAAAAACCAUGAAAUAUGGGGAUAAUAGUACUGAUGUCCCUUACAGGGCUGCUGUAAAGGAUUGCGAGAUAAUGUGAAGUACUUUCAUCACUUGAAAAACCUUACAUGAAUGUUAACUAGGAUGAUGUGAAUUAGCCCUUUUCACAGAUAUAAGAGAAUGUUCAUUCACACGCUAACUCUUCCGGUGCUCUGCAGUGAAAUUAUAUUGUUCAAAAGUCUUUUGCCCUCCCCAGGUUGACAUAGAAAUCAAUGGAGAAUCUGUGGAUUUGCAUAUGAAAUUAGGGGACAACGGAGAAGCGUUUUUUGUAGAGGAAACUGGUGAUGACCAGGUAAGACGAAACUCCGCUUCCCAAACAUCUUUCAUUUCUGAUAAAUUAUGGUUACAGCGCAACAUCUGUAGUGGAUCAUCAGACCCCAAGACUGCUAUGCCUUUAAGAGAUCCAUUAUAGGGAGAAGGCUGCUAGAUCUGAUUUCAUUUACAGUUCUCCAUUUCUUGCACCAUUCAAGACUUGAUUUACACACAGUGACAGAUGGAGGAAGAGGGUGGAUGGCAAAACCUAAAGGCCAGUUCACAUGACCCCAUUAUUUCUGUAGUGAUUCCGUUUGUUGCUGUUUGCAUGUAGCUGUCAUUAAAUGGAACGUUUCCCCAUCUGAUUGUCUCUUCCUCACCCGCUGGCAGUAUUCAUUGGCAGAGGAAAGCUUGAAUAUUGUGAGACUGCUGGCUGUAUAAUUGAUGGUUAUCUGAUUGUGUGAACUGGCUGUUUUUGGUAGCAAGGCAUUCAUUGGCUUGGCUGAUUUGCCUAAAGCCAAGGUGAUUGGAUUUCCAUUACUUUCCUGAUCUGUGCCUCUGAGCAUGCUUUCCCCAAAAGGAAAAAAAAUAAAAAAAAUCAAGCAGGGCUUCCAUGUUCCUGCUGCAGAACUAGUCAGUGCAAGAGUAUAUAGCUUAGUUUCUCUGCACAGAGAAAGGAGCCAGUUCCAGGAAGGGGAGCCCAUUCUGGCACGUGGGACAGCUCUUGACAGUUCCAUAGCACGUAUCUUGCAUUGAUUCCAUGAUUGAAGCUGAUAUCUUAUAUAUACUUAUUUAGUCCAAAGGGAAGCACUUCCAUAAAAGCAUGGUGAGAAAGGAUUCAGCUACAUUAGAAAAAAACAAACAAAAAACCCCAAUGAUUUGAAUGUGUUAUAAAAAUGCAGCACCAGAUGGCGCCAGAGAGCACAAAACUUUUCAAUAGUGUUUUUACAUAGGGUUUCUCCCCCUUUUGUUACAACAAUUUAAUUUCUGACUUUUUUAUAGCGUUUCCCACCCCCUGCAUGUAGAACCACCUAAAUAACCUAAAUGAAGCCUUAUGCUUUGCAAAAUUUGAAAGAGCUACAAGGUGGAGUACUUAACUUAUGUGAAGCUUGAGGUACAUUUUGGGGCAUAUGUUUGUGUGUGAUAAAGGAUAGAUUAAUCUUCACAAAUGUCAAAGGAAAUGAAAUAAGGAAUAUCAAGGGAAAUAAGACGCUGUUUUGUCUCCUCCCUCUUUUUUCUAGGAAGCAAUUCCGUACCACUUGGCUACAUCUCCCAUUCUUACGGAGGGAACAGCUCUCAUGGAGUUACAGCUGAAGAGAAACUCUGUGGACAGGAUAAGAAACAUGGACACUGGAAGCAGUUCACAGCUACCAACCUCUGUUUCUUCAUCCGCUGUUGAGCCCACUUCUUCUAGUUGUUCUGUGAAGAAAAGGAGGAAACGUAGAAGGAGAUCUGCCCACAAAAUAGACACUUCAAAAAGAGAUGAAAAUGACGAUACCACUGAAGAUGAAAACAUGUUCCCUAUAGAAAUCAGUUCCGACGAAGAAAAUGAGCUUUUAGACAAUACAAGGUAUUGAUCCUGCUUAAACUCAGAGAAGCGAUUUAUUCAGAGGCAUUAAUGUUCUUUAGGCAAAUACCUAUGAAAAGACGUCGUGUGGAUUUCCUGCAGCAUGAGAAUGAUUGGAUACUUAUGGAUUUUAUUCUGGACAAAGUUUUCUCAUAUUGCACAAAGUUCCUAUAUGCAUACUUGCUCCAAAGAGUCAGUGGAUUUAAAAGAGAACUGAAUUCACUUUAGGAAGUAGAAAAAGUUUUCAUCAUGAGUUCCUAGCCCAGGGGGUUAAGGAAAUUUAAGGAACCGCUAAUUUCUGACCGCUAGAGUUGUGUUUUUUGUUUCGUUUUCCAACUUGCGCUUCUUAUCAGAAGCAUCUGGAUUUCCAGUCAUUUUGAGAUGACGUUUGAGCGUAACAGUUCUUAGAGAAGGGAAGUAGUUUUCUCCUUGCCAGUGUUGCAAUGCUAUUCUAGCUCUGAACGAGAGGUUGUUGGUUUUUUUAAAAAACACACACACACACAAAAACAAAACUAAACCUCUUUUCCUCUCUUUGUUCGUUUAUACUCAGAACAUCUGCCUCUGAUCUUUGUAGAGAUGAAGUGCUUGAGAUAAAUACAUCUUCAAUCAGUGUGCUCCCUCACCACCAUUCGGAUGGAGAAUGGUCCCCUUCACCAAGGUACGGUAUGUGUUAACUGGAGUACCUCAGGCAGUCUUCUGUGCUAAGUGCCUUCGUCCAGCAAGUUCAGACACUGUGCAGCAGUUGAAGGGAGCUGAGCUCCUCCCACACUUGUAACAUUCAUGAAAUGAUUGUAUAUUUCUGGGCUCCGCAUAUGCACACCCAUAAUUAGGAUAAUCAAGCAUUCCAGGUUUCAUCCAAGACGUUGAGCUGGUUUGUGCCCGUAACACUAAGCCAAACCAUGCCUUAGCAUGAAUGUGAGGGUUCCUGGAGAGCACAUUGUGCUCCUUUCCUGGUCCUCCUGCUGCCGUAACUUCAUCCAUGGUUUGGCUUGGUAUGUCGUCUUGAACUGCCUUCAGCCAGAGUUCAGCUUGGUGCUAUGUGCAAGCCAACUCAUUGAGUGCUCAGCUACCUGUUACACAUGAGUGUGUGUAAACCACUUCUUCAUUUCAGAGCACAGGAAGAGGAGUAGAUUUGGAGUAGAGUUUCAGGGUCAAAGUGAAAACAAUCCCUGCCUGUUUUUAGUCCAACGUCUCUCCUGCAACUGAUUUGAAGUGAAAAAAGUGGGCUUUCAUGGGUCGCCCCCCGCCCCCGACAUUUCCAUGUGAUGUUUAGUGUGAGGCUGAACCUUCGGAAAACUUGUUGAUCUUAAUUAUCCAUUAUUAGUUGCGACUGAACAUUCUGUGGCACAUGGAUGAAAACCCCUUCGGUAGGCUGUAGCAGUCCUGAUAGGAUCAUGUUUAUGGGAACAAAAUUAUCUUAACUCCUACAUACUGGUUUUACGAUUCAAUGAGGCAGCUACAUGAAUGCAAGUGGAACAUCUCCGUUGCUGGUAAUGGAAGAGUAAAGAACCUCACAUGAUUACAGAGGUCUGCCUUCCAUAAGCACCGUGUACAUGUGAUACUUCUGAUUUUUGAUUGCAUUAUAAGUGGAAGGGUCCUUAGUCAUAAUAUAGGAUCCUUUUACUGCGAUCGUUAGGUCGUGUUUCUUGCGGACCACUCUGAUUUGGGGGCAAAAUCAUACAGAUGUAGGUUUGUUUUUUAAAAAAUACAUGCAAAGGUAUUAUACUUUCUUUGUCAAUUUCAAAACAAUGUUCUUAUAACUAAAAACACGUUUUAGUGAUCUCAUGCUUAAUCCAGUUGCUAGAGAAAGGUUAAAUGGCAGUGGAGCAUGUCUGUGCAACACACAUAUUUUAGAUAACAUUUCUGCCUGUUUCCUCUGAUGAGAUCAGUUUGUACUCUUCACCCUCAAAUUCGCACUUGUUGCACCAGAAGAGGCCAGGGUGGAUCACUGUUUUGCGUAUGUUAUUAUAAUGGUGGCUGUCAUAUUUGCAAAUGAUUGCAACCUUUUGUGUGCUGUAGUUUGGUGUCUCUCUGAACGGUACACUGACUUACUGUACAUUUGCUUAUAGUGAUUCCGGAUCUUGUCGCUUAGAAACUCAGUUCUCUUUAAGCCAAGUUCCUUGUUUUCAAGCGGGCAGGGAUCUCACUGUGUGUCCCAGCAGCAUGUGUUGAUUGCAGCGUAUUGUGGAAUAACGAUGCUUGUUUUUUCCCUUCCUUUUACUACACCUCACACUGUCCAGUAAGCCCAGAACUUGCCCAGGGAAGUCCUCUCAUCUUACUGUUCCAGCAGAUGGAGGCUUAUCUAGUUCUUGCCCUCAGCAGUCUUCUCACUAUCCUGCUACAGACAGGUAGAACAGCAACUCUCCGCAAAGUUCUCCUUUGGUUUGUUGGAAUGCUGAUUAACCCUUUUAACACUUUUUAACAGUUUGCAGCCUUCCUCAGACUUACCAAACUACUCCUUAUUAUUAACGCAGUUGCUUGGCAGGAAACUGGGGUUAGCAUUUAGGGUUUUUGUUUCACUUUAUGUUGCCACUGUAUUAAUGACGCAGAAACUGUAGACCUCUGGCCAAAAAUUGGGCUGGUUAUCAUCUGCAGUUCAGUCCUUUGUUAUUUCUCCAGCUCCUGUACAUUUCUCCUCCUCUUCCACUUCCUUUCCCCUUAUUUUUGUUGAGCUGCCUGCAUUUCCUCAGGGUCCUUCACUGCCAAGCCCUUAGGCUACUGUCUUAUCCAACACUAGGUCCCCUUUGGUCAACCCAGCUCGAAGGCAGGUAGUUUCCUCAUGGUACAACACAGGUGUACAUUGCCAAUGCUCUUUUGUAGGCACAGGGGCUCUGAUGCACCUUUGGAGCUCCCUUGACCACAAGAGCUUCCUCAUUACUUCAGUGAGAGGGGAAAACUCCACACAUGCAGGUGAUAUGAGCACAUAACCAUCCAUUGGAUUUGGAUUUUGGAUUUGAUAUCCCGCCUUUCACUCCCUUUAAGGAGUCUCAAAGCGGCUAACAUUCUCCUUUCCCUUCCUCCCCCACAACAAACACUCUGUGAGGUGAGUGAGGCUGAGAGACUUCAAAGACGUGUGACUGGCCCAAGGUCACCCAGCAGCUGCACGUGGAGGAGCGGAGACGCGAACCCGGUUUCCCAGAUUACGAGACUGCCGCUCUUAACCACUACACCACACUGGCUCUCAUUGCCGACUAAGCGCAUGUUGUCCUCUCGAUCAGGGCAAGAAAGUUGCAAGAACCAGAAUCUGAGGUAGACGUUUUUAGGUAAAGGUAAAGGGACCCCUGACCAUUAGGUCCAGUCGUAGCCGACUCUGGGGUUGCGGCGCUCAUCUCGCUUUAUUAGCCGAGGGAGCCGGCGUUCAGCUUCCGGGUCAUGUGGCCAGCAUGACUAAGCCGCUUCUGGCAAACCAGAGCAGCGCACGGAAACCCCGUUUACCUUCCCGCCGGAGUGGUACCUAUUUAUCUACUUGCACUUUGACGUGCUUUUGAACUGCUAGGUUGGCAGGAGCAGGAACCGAGCAAUGGGAGCUCACCCCGUCGCGGGGAUUCGAACCGCUGACCUUCUGAUCGGCAAGUCCUAGGCUCUUUGGUUUAACCCACAGCGCCUCCCACGUCCCUACGUUUUUAGGGACACCUAAUUUCAAAUCUCUCUUAAACAGCAGGGAGUUUGGGCAUUUUAAAAUAGCCUGAUGGUUUGCUUGUUUGUUUAAAAAAUUCACGUUCGUACUUCCUGUCGAAAGUUAAUAUGUUGAAAUAUAUAUAUUUGUUCCCACAGACAAAUUGUGGUGAAUAAAGAUAUCGUUUGCUGAAAAAAGAGAGAACAGGCUCUUGAGUUAUAGAACAACCGUGCUUUCUUUUCAAAGCAAGUUGUGUUUAAAAGCGGUUCGUGUUUGUGCUGGGGAAGACUGAAGCAAAAUCCCCAAAGGAUGCACUGCGAUACAAAACGUUGUCAUAGUUUAAAACAAACAGACAAGGGGAGAAUUAUGUUGGUGGAAGACACAGUGAUGAUGGCAACCCGCUGGUUGUUCUUCCUUUCACAGUGCUAGUGGAGGAAGCGCCUACAUAUGUAUUUUUACCAUGCUUUCAUGUACUGAGGGAAAAUCAGCAGCAUUUAGCAUCUUCUAGUACUUUCUAAGUAAAGGAGAAGAAGAUCAUGUGUAUGACUGGGUGCAGGACCCAUGUUUCUAUAUAUGCUAGGAAUCAGCAACUAGGACAGGAGUGAGGGAACAUGCGGCCCUCAAGAUAUUAAAGGAUUAGACCUCCCGUCUUCCUUGGUGUCUGGGACUGAUGGGAGCCGAAUUUCAACAACAUCCGGGGGCACACAGCUUCCCCAGCCCCCUCCCCUGAACUAGAGGCUCUUGAGUAAUACCAGCCCCGUUUCCUCAGUAAUCUUUUGAAGCAAGAGAUGUAUGCAGAAGGUGUGGUUGCAACAGGCAACAGGACUUGCUGGCAACCAGCUGACGUGGGUUUUCUGGAAGGUUUUGAAUUAGGGUGAGUUGCACAGGGUGAUUUGCAUUGACAAAUGUUCUGAUCCCCUAGUGAGUUGAUCUAAUUUUGCAUAUUUAUUUGACUCGCAUUCAGUAAACAAAGCUUGCCAUGCCCUCCCACCAGAUGUCAAAGAGAAAAAUAACUACCAAACUUUUAGAAGACAUCCGAAGGCAGCCCUGUUUAGGGAAGCGUUUAAUGUUUAAUAGGUUAUUGUAUUUUAGUGUUUUGUUGGAAGCCGCCCAGAGUGGCUGGGGAAACCCAGCCAGAUGGGCGGGGUAUAAAUAAUAAAUUAUUAUUAUUGUUCACGGCACAGCGUUUUCAGCUGGCAUCCAUGUUUGUCGUUCCUGAUGAACUUUUGUAAUAAGAUUUUUGUGGAUAUGGACAAAUGAAGCAGCAGAAAAUGCUUCUCCCCACUUCCUUGCCGGCAGUCUACUUUGGUGGGGGGCCAGCGGGGCGGGGGAGCAAGGCUUGCCCCUCCAUAUUUCAUUCCCUCUUGAAGGUUGUCCUCCCAUAUUGCUGGCAGCUGACCUAUAUGCUUUUUGAACUGAGGGAAAUCUAUAGUCAACUCUGAAUGAAAUUCCAUUAAUUAUUGGGCUUCCCCUUUGACUUGGUGGGUCCUUUAGCAUUUAUAGGUUCAUAAUGUCCUAUCUGGACAGUCUGUUUUGCUUGUUUUUCCUUUUUCACUGUCUCUUGUUUAGAAGAUAACACUGUAUUUCCUGUUUAUGUGAUGUUGCAAAAUUGCCAGGCAUAGCCUGAGAUCCUUUAAAUUUGCCAGAAAGUCUGCAGAAAAUACAGCCACCCUUUUAGAGAAGGUGACAUUUAAGCAGUGCCUGUUGGCAAUGUAUACAUUCUGGAUAUAAAUUUUCCCUAUCUGUCUCUAUCAUCUGUCUAUCUAUCAUCUGUCUAUCAUCUACCAUCGUCUAAAGAUGUUUUUAUUUAACAAUAUGUACAUACAUGUUGCUUGCUUUUAAUUGCAACCUCUACAAGCAAAACAGAGACAUUAAAAUUGUCAGUGAAAUAUUUUUUUGAAAAAUAAUAAAAUCUAUGAUAAGCUAAAAAGAGAUUAAAACACACAAUGGCUGCUACAUUCCUGGAUAACCUUGCCUGAACUUAGCAGGAACCAAGAAGAGCACAGUGAAAGUUCCUGUGUGAAGUUGAGUGGGUGUAUUUGGGGUAAAUCGAUCCCUCAAAUAAACAGGUUCCAAGCUAUUAGGAGCUUUAUAUUAAUAGUGAUACCUUGAACUUGACGCAGUAGUAAAUGCAUAACCAGUGCAGGGUUUCACUUCUGUCAGCAUCCAUGAAGCAGCAUUCAGCACUAUCUGUAGUUUCCAUAUCAAGAUCAAGGGAAGCUCCGCAUGGAGUGCAUUGCAGUAACCUAGUCUUGAAGUCACCAAGGCCUGAACUACUACUCCUGUGCAUUUCACACACAUUUACUUGGGAAUACCAGAGUCAUUGUGAAUUGAAUCCUGAAGCUGGAAUGGGUGUGAUGAGCCGGGAGGUGCAUUGUCAAGGUGUGUCAAGGAGCUUAGUUUGAGGAACAGUUCCAGCCUUUAAGGCUUAUUUUGGGUCUGCUCAGCUGGAUGCCAAAAUACAUUAGAGAAGAACAGACUGCCAGCAUCCAGUUUGCUGGCUCAUAAACCCUCCACACCCCGAUGCUUCCAGAUUUCUGCAGUUUCAAUGAAAACGUAAUCUAAGAUCACACAGAACUAGUGGAUGUCCUGGUGCUGUCCUUCUCCACACAGUCUAAAUGUGUUUGGUUUUUUUCCGCCCGGGGAACCUGCUUUCUGUCAAACUCAAAUUGUAAACUCUUUGAGGCAACGGGGCUGCGUUAUUCGUUGCAGGACAACCUUUAAGAAAGGUAUGAUGUUCUUCUAGGGGAUUGCUAAUACAGUACAGCACAAAUUAUGAUCUAAUGCGUUUUGACCUGGCAUAAUGCAUUUUCUUUUUCACGCUGUCCGUAAUGUAGAAGUGUAUUAGUACUGAGAGUUAAAUGCUCAGUUAAACGCUUAAGGCUAUUAAUUAUUUUUUAAUAAAUAGUUCCUGUUCUAGUAAUGCAGAGAUGCCAUUUCUCUUUUAACACGAUAACAGUUCAUCUGGGCUUUGGCUUUAGAAAGGGAUUGGCAACGUAGUCCAGACCCACCUGCGGUAGGCUUUCCAGAUGCCCACAGGGACUCCCCCCCCCCAAAAAAAUCCCCGAAAUUAGGCUGGGAGGAGCAUUCUGCUGCAAUGAACAGAAUAGGUUGUGGCAUUUGUAUCUCUGUGUGUGGUGCCCACCGGUUGCUCCAGAUUGCAAAUGUGUCCACAAGACCAAAAAGGGUUGCAGUUUCCUAGCUUAAAAAGGCAGUUUUGUAGAACUUCUCCUUAAUAGUCCCAGAACCGAAUUAUUCAUGUCUUCUUGAUGACUUAUGACACACGUCUUACGUUUAGUGUGUUGGUGGUGUGAACUCAAGUUUAGUUUGCUCAAUAUUAGGUGGGUGCAUUAAGUCAGAAUUGGACAACAUCAGAAUGCUUUUGGGUACCAGGGGGACCAAGAACUUGGGAUUUUUUCAGCCUCAUGUAUCAUUUUUAUAUAUGUAGUUGGUUGGACAAACUAGUUUGUUGUAUCCUAAAGUUCUUCACUAGCUGAGCUAUUGUAUCCCCGCCCCCCAUUAAGUAAGAAAACAGAUUGUUCCUCUUGUUUUGUGUAAGCACAUCCAUAGAUUCAAGUUUCAAAUAUUUACAUCCUGAUCCUCUGGGAUCAGCACAUUAUUUUUCUGGAUCAGGACAUGUUUGCACAAAAAUGUUUGUGCAGGGAGGUGGGGCCAUGGGUCAAAGGCUGCCUGUGUAACAGCCUACACAGAUUUGACACUGCAUACCUGGUGUGUGUGUAUGUGUGCUUGAGGGAGAACUGAAUCAAUGCACCAGUUCCUUCCCCCUUCCUUCCUUCCCAUCAGUUCGUCAGUGCUGCCACUAUGCAUUAAAACGUUACUUGCAUAAAUGGAUUUUUAUUGCAUCCUUUGUUUUCCAAGGCAACCGUUUUGUCCACAAUCAGAUUAGUGGUUCAUGUGACCUGUCCAUUUAGGACUGAUUCAGGCAUUUCCAUGUCGCAGGGCUAUUCUGUGUCUCCCUAAGGAAGAGAAUGCACUGAGUGAAUUCAUGCUAUAGGGGUCUAACUCAUUCUGUCCCAGGAUAUCCUUGUGAUAAGGAACCUUGGGUACCCUUUUACUUUGGACACCUGAGGUCUAGAAUUCUAGGAAUCACCUUGUUUUUGGUAUUAUAAGUUGCUCUAAACUCUUUUUAAUAUUGUGUUUUAAUGUUGUGUAUCCCACCCUGGGGACCUUAGGGUCAAGGGUGGGUUGUCAACCAUUGUCAUCAUCAUCAUCACCACCACCAACAUCUCCUGUUGCCUUUUUUUCAUGGUAUCGGAACCCUUGUGUAUGGCCAGCCACAUUUGCACAUUACCUGUUCACAAAACGUGGCUUUCCCGGGGUUUCAGAAUACUAACAUAGAUUAGCAUUUAUUGACUUUUCUCUGCAAAAGAAAGCUAUGGGAGUCUAUUUGUGUGCUGGCAAACUACUGAUUUAUGUUACUAAGCUUUAAACCCUAAAUAAACUUUCUUGGAAGUAUACAUCCCAUUGGAAGCUAGUGGGAUUCAACCCCUACCCCCUGCAAUAAAUGUGCUUACGGUUGCUUGAAUAUUUAUAUUGUAUUUAUAGAUCCACUAAGUACUUUGCAAGCAGUACCCUAUUGCUAGGGUUUUGAGUCUCACAAAUUACUUUGCAUGUAACUUUAAAACCUCAUGCUUUCGGCUGCCUAUUGAACUGGGCUCAUACUGCAUUUUAAGUCUGAAAUGCAUUCAGCAUGUUUCAGUUCAGAUUGUCACUAACAAUAUAGCUAUAAAGCAUCUCAAAUUGCCCUGAGGUUGUACUUACGCUUAUUGUUGUUUAAUGCAUGUCUUCUCCCAUUUCCUCCCCACUUCUUUCUGCAGUCCUUCAGGUUCACGGCCCCCAACGCCUAAAAGUGAUUCCGAGUUAGUCAAUAAAUCUUUGGAAAGGGGCGUCCAGAAGAAUAAUCCACAAAUGCAUUGGGACUGGGGCGAACUACCUCAAGCCACAAAGGUAUGAGGGGAAACCUCCUCCGGAAUAUUUUCAAAUGCCUAUGAUAAAAUAGCUUCAAUCUUUCUUCUGUUUUUAGAGCUGACUGUCUUAAGGUAACAGAGAACUAACAAAUAUAUUUUAAAGGAGGGUGAAGUCAUAACACCAAAACAAAACUUAUUGCUAUGUGCACAAUCGUUGCGAUAGGAUGAUUUCCUGUUCUCCUCUGGUGUGGCUUCAAAAAGUUUUAAACUAACUGUAGUUUGUCAUUGCAUUCAAUUUAUAUUUUAUUCAUUUGCAAAAAUAAAAAAAAUGUACCGCUGUUCAUUAAAAAAAAAACCCCAGACAUCAGAGCGGUUCACAGCAAUAAUAUAUAAAACCACACAUUAAAAACCAUAUCGAAAUUUAAAAUUGGAGAUCAUCUAACUUUUACAGAAGGAUAAUCUCUUAAUGGCCAGCAGGUGCUUGUUGGAAUAGGUUAGUUUUAACAUUUAAACAGGUGUUUAAAUGUUAAAACAGAAGGUGCCUGCUGAACAGCUCAUUCCAUGGGCUUGGUUUCCUGUUGUGAGAAAAGUCUCUCCAACUCAAGGGACAGCCAACCAACCAAGGUGUUCUAUGGGAUGUGUGUGUGUGUGUGUGUGUGUGUGUGUGUGUAAUUCCCAGGUGGUCUUCCAUCCAGGCACUGCCCAGGCUCAUGCCAUCUUAGCUUCAGCAAGAUGGCUGCAUCAUGUGCCCUCCGACUGUAUGGGAUAGCUUAGUCCGUAGAGCAUGAGAUUCUUUAUCUCAGGGUUCAUGGGUUCGAACCUCACACAGGGCAAAAAAAGACUCCUGCAUUGCAGAGGGUUGGCCUAGAUGACCCUCACGGUCCUUUCUAACUCUACAGUUCUGUGACUUUGUGACUGUGCCCUGGGAAAGUGGUUUCCAUAGACACAACUAUCAGACUGUUACCCUGAUCAGAAAGUAAAGAUUGGCUGCUUCUCCUUUUUUUGAGCAUGUGCUCGGCUGCAAACCCAGGGUUGCUGCUGCUAUUUAUUAUUACAUGGCAGAGUUAGGACAAUUACUUAGGUUUUGGUGUGAAAGCAGUGCUUACUUUUCACAGCAUCUUGUUUCUUCUUAAUCAGGGAAGCGUUGUUAAACAGGUGUGUAUUCUCUUUCCAGUCUGCUAUUCCACUCAGGCUAAAAGAAUCCAGCUCUGCGGUGAAUGUGAAUCCUUCUGAAAGCACUCACUUUCGAGUCAUUCAAAACGACGUUCUGGAGGAUCUUCAGAGUAGUACUCCCUUACCUGUCAUUGAACAGGCGGAUGCUGUGCUGACUCUGGAAGAACCUGAGCUUCAAGAAGGAAUACCUGAGAUAAAUGAGCCAAAUGUAGACAUGUUAGGGGCAGCUGCACCUCCACUCCCUGCAAAUGAAGACGUCAAGCAGGCUAUGGCUUGUUUGGCACAGCCAACAAGCAGCAAGACCGAUUCUCCCUCCAGGAAAAAAGGUAAAAGCUGCUUGUACGAUUGCUUCUGGUUUUGAACCCAGGCACUGGAAAAGUUUAAGCAGUUUCUUAAGAGAAAAACUAAUUGUGCCUGGUUUUUGGUUUUUUUUAAAAUGAGAUAAUGGGGAUGAAAGGAAGAAAGAAGUUUGUCUUUUGUAUAAGCAGCAGUGGAACUUAAUUUGCAAAGAGGUUUUUGACUGAGAGACUGAGGAAGAAAGGGAAAUGUCUUCCUUAGAUGGAUCCAAAUUUGCAAGCCUAGAGGGGAUAGGGAGCAAGGGGAGGGGGGGUGGAAGGGAGAAAAACUUCAGCUUUCUGAAUUCCUCCCAGCGCCCCAAAACACACUGGCUGAAUUGGCUGUUGCAGUGAAAGAUGCACAAAUUGUCCCGAGACACUGUCAUAUUCCCUUGAGCUUCUUUGGAGAUUUUGUCAAAGGUUUUGUCACUCUGCCUCAAACAGAUUCCAGAGUAGUUGUUAACUAUGUGCAGUCAGUCAGAAGCAAGCCUUGUUAAAUUUACCAGGGUUUGCUCCCAGACAAGCAGAGUUGGAAGCCAAUUUGAAGGUGGUCCUGGGGUCAUCACCUCCUCUCUACCUUGCUUCCCAAAACUGACCUUUUAAUUUCACUUCGGGUGAAAUUCAGCGGAAGUUCCAAAAAUGGAAGAAGGGCAAGCUUUGGUUGCGGGAAUGUUCCAGUAAGUUUCCAUCACUUAAGUAUCAGGUGCUAGAGGAGGAGUCCGUUGGUGGAAAGUCAGGCUCUGUACCUCAAAAGGGGGAAGUGAAGAGACUCGGCAGAAGAAAUCUCUGCGGAAGAAGAUCCCUUGUUUACCUUGUUGUGGGAACUCGAAGCAUUUCACCUUCCAGACAGCUUUCUCAGGCUCUUAUGUAGUCAUGUGCUUGUGUAGCUGUGUCUUGCAUAAGUUCAUUUGUUUACAGCUGACUGUGAAAGCGAAAGAUCUCUUGUUCUUACAAGCAUGCAACAGGAUACAGACAAGUUUCCUCUUUUUAAGCAUUUGGUUUUUUUGGUUUUUUUGCUUUGCUCGCAAGCGGGAUAGCUAGAAUCCCAGCCCCCUUGAAAUCAGUGGGAGGUUUCCUAUUCUCUCUAGGUUUCUCCUCUAUCUUCAAGCAGAAAUACUUAUGAUUGCUUGCUCUCUAAUGUUCUGGGUGGGUUCCCCCCCCCAAUACUGGAAGCUAUUUAGCUUUUAUGUCAUUGGGGCACACUUCCCCACUCCAUAGCUGCAUCCCCCCUCCCCCCCGGCUUCAAGAACCUAAUAAAGAGCCCUUCUGGAUCAGACCAAAGGCCCAUAUAGUCUGGCAUCCUGUUCUCCAGUGGCCAAACUUAGGUGCUUAUGGGAUGGCCUCACAUGGGACCAGAGAACAACAGCCCUCACGUUAAUUCUAAGAACAUUCUGAACCAGUUUGCAUGUCAAUCCAAGCCAAACUGUGACUGUGCAAAUGACCAAAUGGGUGCAGAUGCAAAGCAAAGGCUGGGGUUUAGUGCUCUUUGUUUGAAAUUACAAAUUUUGCACCUGCCUUUGUUGUCUUCCUCUGCAGCAUUGCCCUCUCAUUCUAUAUUAUGUUAUAUCAGGAAGGGAUAACUCACAUGCACCUUCCUAAACCAAGACAAAGCCCUAUGGCCAAGGCAGCUUUGAAGGAGAUGAGGGUCGUUAGUUGCUACCAUGAGAAUUAGAUAUUUUGCCAGUGGACCGACUGUACAUCCUCAAACAAACAAACACACACCAGGCAAGCAGAAUCUGUGGCUUCCUCUGGAGGAGAGAAAUGAGUGUUCAAAUUGAGUGCUUUCUAUUAAUACCGUGUUUUUCUUUGCCUUUCACAGAUAAGCGUAGCCGACAUCUUGGUGCUGACGGUGUUUAUUUAGAUGACAUCACAGAUAUGGAGCCAGAGGUUGCUGCACUCUAUUUUCCUAAAAAGUACGCAUGGUAUUAAUUAGCACUUGUAAUGCAUCUGUCUGAUUCAACAGACCACAAUGGCGUGCAUGGAUCAAGAAGCAGUUUCCUAAUGGUUGCAGCAAUGUUAGUGGAGCUUAUAUCCUCCAGUAAUGGUGAAUGAUUCAUUCACUUUUCCCACAGUAUUCUUCAGAAGUUGUUUAGGAAAUCAGAUUCUGCCAGAUAAUUUGUGCCCACCAGAAGUAUUGGACUGUGACUUCCAUUGUCCCUGAUCAUUGGCCAUUCUUGCUGAAGCAGAUGGAAAUUGUAGUACUAAAUGUAUGGAGGGCACUAGGUUGAGAAAGAGCAUACUAAACCCUACCUUGGGCUCACAUACUCUCCCCUCCUUCUCUGAUGUGGAGGAAUUCAGAAGCUUUUGCUUUCAUUUUAGAUUGAGCACAGCUUAUUAUGAUGGCCCAAGCUAGACAAAAUGUGGUUAACUAUAGUUUGUUGAAGCAAGCCACCUUCAAAGCAUAGUUUAUGAAGCUGGUUUGCUUUAAACUAACCAUACCUAAGAUUCCCCACAGUUUAGGGUUCAGAUGACACAAUUAGGACAGACCUGAACAUGCCUUCUCACCUUCAUGAGGAAGAAGUGAGAACUUUGGGGAUGGUCAAAGGGUGGUGGUGGCAAAAGGUGGAGUGAGGAUUCUGCCAUUUUUUAAAAAAUGAGGCCUUGGUGCCCCUUAAAAUGAUGGAAUGCGAUGAUGCACCUUUAUUCCCAUGAACAUUUUACAGGCAAAAAUAUAAAUCGUGCAAUUUAAGCAAUCUUUGUGUUUGCUUUGUUUUGAAUUUUGGUAGUCUUGAGGGGUGGAAAGAAUUUACACAUGCCACUGAGUCCCUACCCUGACCACUGCAAAUCCUUCUAAAGCCCUCAGCCUUUUGAGAUUUCACCAAGCAAUUAUCCACACACCUUUAAGCCUAACCGGUUCCUUCUGCCGCCAACACACUUAAAAUGAAAGCUGAGGUUUUCAGGAUAUCCGCAUGCAAAAUUCCGUGCUUGAGCAGAGCUUUCACAGAGUUUGGUACGCUUGGUACCAACUUUGCUUAAAAUCCUAAACCCUCUUAUCUGGGAGAGAAAGCUCCGUUUAUCUCAAUGGGACUUACUUCUGAGUGUAUAUAUAUAUAUCCAGCUGCCCCAUGUUUCUGUUUUUAAUUGUUAAUACCUUUUAAAAACAGCGAACAGAAGUAACUGAAAUAUAAAUAGAAGUAGUAAUCAUGAAGGCAACUGUGCAUAAAGAAACAUAUUUAUCACACCUUCAAAUUAACCUCUCCAGCCAUCAAGGCUAGAAAUGUAGUUUGGUUUUUUUUUAUAAAAGAGUGCUGAUAGCUGAUGGUUCACAGUAAGAGUCUCAGGGGUGCAGUAGACAGCUUGUGUCUGAGUCCUGAUAAGUGGGAACAAGCCUGGAAGCAAUGUAAAAAAAAAACCCAAACACAAUUCUGUCAAUCAAGUACAUUUUUAUGAAGUUCCUGUGCUCGGAACCUUUAACCAUCAGGCGAGUUUGGGGAGCCUGUUGGGCUCCAGCUCCCAUUAUCCCUGACCAUUAGGCCGUGCUGUCUGUGGCUUAGGGAAGCUGCAGACCAACAAAUGUCUUCAGGCCACAGGUGUCCCAUACUGGCUGUGAGAGAUAACUUAGUGCACAGGCCAAUGCAAUGCCGGCACCAAGGGAGUACGAUUCAAGUUUGGGCAUGUAAGAGCUUGUAUGGAUGUUGGAGACAGCUAAGCCAGUCUUCUCUUCUCAGUGACGAACAUGCCGCCCAGUCGAAGGUUGUGAGUGAAAAUGCGCCCCGCUCAGCGAACCAGUCCCCUCAGACAGUCGGAAGCUCAGGUAUCGAUAGCGGCAUCGAGAGCACCUCAGAUGGAAUAAGGGACCUGCCGUCCAUUGCUAUCUCACUUUGCGGGGGACUUAGUGAGAACAAAGAAAUAUCUAAAGGUAUGCAGAGAGCUUCUGUGCUUCUAUUUAUUAUACUACCUCUUCGUUUUAGUACUCGGCUCCUCUUCUGGAAAACUAAACAGUGACCUCUUGUGGGUGUUGAUGGAACAUUUGGCUGCGAACCCACUGAACUUUGAAUCAACACAGAUUCCACCCCCCCCCCCUUCAAAGAAUUCUGGGCAUUGUUGUUUGACCCUCACGCUGUUCCCAGAAACCCUUAGUAAACUACAAUGCCCGGAAUUCUUUGAGGGAAAGGAUGCUCCUUGAAGGCGUACGCAGCCACUACAUCACAAUGAAUAUUUGUUCUGCAGUUAGGAACAUAGGAACUUGCCUUGCACCGAGUCAGGCCAUUGUCUACACCAGCGUUUUCCAAACUUGAGUCUCUAGCUGUUUUUGGACUACAACUCCCAUCAUCCCUAGCUAGCAAGACCAGUGUUCACGGGUGAUGGGAACUGUAGUCCAAAAAAGCGGCUAGAGACCCAAGUUUGGGAAAAGCUGGUCUACCCUAAAGGGACACGGGUGGCGCUGGGACGCGGGUGGCGCUGUGGGUUAAACCACAGAGCCUAGGACUUGCCGAUCAGAAGGUCGGCGGUUCGAAUCCCUGCAACGGGGUGAGAUCCCGCUGCUUGGUCCCUGCUCCUGCCAACCUAGCAGUUCGAAAGCACGUCAAAGUGCAAGUAGAUAAAUAGGUACCACUCCGGCUCUGGUUCACCAGAAGCGGCUUAGUCAUGCUGGCCACAUGACCCGGAAGCUGUACGCCGGCUCCCUCGGCCAAUAAAGUGAGAUGAGCGCCGCAACCCCAGAGUCGGUCACGACUGGACCUAAUGGUCAGGGGUCCCUUUACCUUUACCUUUUACCUAAAUGGCAGCGGUCCGCCAGACCAAGAAACAUUCCCAGCCUUGCCUGGAUAUGCCAAGGAUUGAAUUUGGGAGUUUCUGUAUGCAAAGCAGAUUCUCUACCGCUGAGCUAUGUAUGGCCCUUCCCAAUUCAGGUCAAACUAUUUACACUGUCCCCUCCCCCCUGCACUCAACCCUUUGGGAAUCAGCAAAAUGCACGCCACUUUAUAUCACUUGCCGUAUUCGGCAUUUGUACUGCCUUUAAAAGUGCCUUUUGUACCUACACUUUGAGGGGCAUGGCUGCAAAAGGCACAGUGUGUUUCCUAACCAUGUCUGAAGAGUGCUAAGCUUGGGUGCAUAGCUGUCUUCUGCUGCAGGCCAGCAAGCCCAGUUUUCCUUGAAACCCAAUCUUGGACCGGGCAUUGUGCAUCAUAUGUCCUGCACGGUGAAUGCACCUCUGCAGCAGUGUGACUUCUCAGACCAUAUACAUCUGUAUGCACUCUUCCUUCCCAAGAGGAUUUGCACUUUUUAAUUGCCUAUCCUGUGUCCCAGUCAGCACAACUGGUGGUCGGGGAUGAUGAUAGGAGUCCAACAACAUCUGGAGCGAAGGCAGUUAUUUUUUAUUAUUAUUAUUAUUAUUAUUAUUAUUAUUAUUAUUAUUAUUAUCCUUGCCCUGGUGGAUUGAUAAAUGUUUUGGUUUUCCUUCCUACUGAUGCUACAGAAAUGUGCUUGUCUGUCGCCUGGCAGGCUGCAACCCUCUGCUUCGGAGCUACGCUUGGCUCCAGGGAUGGGAUAACAACACCAACAACAACAAUAACAAUUAUUAUUAUUAUUAUUAUUAUUAUUUAUUAUUUGUACCCCACCCAUCUGGCUGGGUUUCCUCAGCCACUCUGGGCGGCUUCCAAGGAAGAUUAAAAAUACAUUAAAAUGUCACACAUUAAAACUUCCCUAAACUGGGCUGCCUUCAGAUGUCUUCUAAAUGUCAGGUAGUUGUUUAUCUCUUUGACAUCUGAUGGGAGGGUGUUCCUCAGGGCGGGCGCCACUACCGAGAAGGCCCUCUGCCUGGUUCCCUGUAGCUUUGCUUCUCUCAGUGAGGGAAUCUCCAGAAGGCCCUCGGCACUGGAUGUUGCUGGUUGGGUGGACCUGUCUUAAGGGGUGCAGUUAUCCUUCUUUGGUCCCCUUAUUGUCUGCUGUUCAAGCAGUAGUGACGGGGCCAACUCUGCCAUAUAUCCCAUCACUACCUGCGUCUCAUGAAUUCUUUUCUCCCCCUCCCUCCUCUCCUGACAGAAAAGUUCUUAGAACAAGAAGUAAGUUAUCAGCAGUUUGUGGACAAUCCUGCUAUUAUCGAUGACCCUAACCUUGUGGUGAAGAUUGGAAGCAAGUAAGUAUAACUCAGGAAAGUUAUAGAAAUAAUGAUAAUUAAAACAACAACAACAGAUGAGAGUAUUUGAAGCUAUUUCCAUAGCUCAUAAAAUCGUAGAGUUUUGGAAGGGAGCCCAAGGAUCAUCCGGUCCAGCCCCCUGUAUUGCAGCUGUCCCAUAGGGGGAUUGAACCUGCAACCUUGGUGUUAUCAGUGUCAUGCUCUAACCAACUGAGCUGUGGCCAUACAGGAGCUUCUCCAGAGCAGUGAAUCAGCACAUUAUCCACCUUGCUCUCAGUCUUACAGAUCAGUCCCAGUGCAGAUGUAACUCAGUGCCACUGCACUAACCUGAUGGCAUGAUGAUGAUGAUGAUGUUUGUACCCUACUUAUCUGACUAGGUUUCCCCAGCCGCUCUGCGUGGCUUUUAACAUAUAUAAUAACACAAUAAAACAUUCAACAUUAUGAAAAAAACUUCCCUGUAAAGGGCUGCCUUCAGACGUAUUCUAAAAGCUGUAUAGUUACUUAACUCCUUGACAUCUGAGAAGUUGUGCCUUGAGGCAUGUUGUUAUGUACUGAGUUGAAUUGGAUCCAGAAGGCAGCAGUCUGAUUGGUCCUAGAACAAUAGGGUCCAGAAUGCAGCAGUCUGAUUGGUCCACAGGAGCCACCCAAUCCAGCUCCAGGUGGAAGUGAAUCCGCAACCUGAUUGGCCUACAGGUGAAUCCCGGAAUUAGCCAAUCACGUGGGGCCAAUUGUGUAAAUAAUGUAUAUAAAGCAGACAUUCUGGGGGAACUUCCAUUCCUCCUCACUACUAUGAGCUGAAUAAAGAGCAUGAAAUCUAUUCUCGACUCCGAGUAUAUUUCACAUGUGUUGAUAUUUGGCAGAUAGUUUCAAUAAUGGUGCAUCAAAUUGUUUUUGACCUAGGUACUACAACUGGACUACAGCAGCUCCUCUUCUGCUAGCGAUGCAAGCAUUCCAGAAACCUUUGCCAAAGGUGAGAUUGACCCUGGAAGCCUUUUGGGGAAAAGAAAUACAGGCCACCAUGCCCAAUGAUAUAGCAAAAAAAUCAGAGGGAGGAGCCCAUAGGCACUUGGACAGUGCUGGCUACCAUCCAUGAAUCAUGCUUUUACUUGUCUGUGCUUCCCAAGCCUCAACACACUUUGGGGCAAUAUGGUCCUGCUUCUUUCUUUUUCUCCUAGUCUUCCUAUUCCUGGGACUGGGAUGGGAGAAGAGUUUCUGUCUUAAGCUGUGUAUGUUCUGAUUGAGAAACUUUAAGAAUGCUUGCAAGAGAGUUGUAAUUUCAGUUAUGUGUGCCAACUCCCCCCAGCUCAUGUGGUCAGCUUCAUGCAUAUCAUUGGUUAUAUUGCCUUGGUCACUGUUGGGGCUACGAACCAACAUUUUCUAGACUUUGGCUGAGGAUGCGCCUGUGAUUUCAUGAAUCUGACUUGUAUUCAAACAGCAAACCUUUAGGAACGAACAGUUCAUCUCGACAAUUGAACUUCUUUUUGCAGGCAGGCAAGCUUGAUUAAUGCUCAUUUGUUGUAUUGAUUUCAGUGGCUCUUGAGAACUGUGUGCUAAGGCUGAACUUUAAGAGUUGGGCUGUAAGCCUUCCUUUGAUCCCAAUGUCCUCUGCUGGAGGACAGAAAGAUUCGAGUAUAGCAUCUCUCGUGCAAAAUAGCUAUUAAAGAGUAACUCCAACUUGAAAGUCCAAUGCUGGAUACAUUUAUAUUUAGCUACGGACCUCUCUGCUUGUUGACAGCCGAACCAGAGCUGUUGUAGUUUGAUAUUAACCUGCAGCUAGGCCGAAACAACUCUUGAUCUGUUUAGCAUUUGAUGAACUGAUGGGACUCAGUGGCACACAUCUCUCUUGCCUCUCAAGGGAUGACAGAGACACACUUUUUAGAAAUAUCCACAGAUAGAUCAAUAAAAUUCAGAUCUAUCAAUUCUAGCAAAGGGUUCAGGGUGCUACAGUGCUGUAGCCAAAACAGGUCUUAAAGAAAUCAUAGACCUUUGGCUGGAACUAUAUGUAGCUACCUGCUGUCACCAGUGCUGAUUUAGGAUUAUUUGGAACCAUGUCUGAAUCAUUUUUUGGAGCAUUCUUUUUGCCACAUUCUCUCCUGCGCCAUUGCUCACACAGGUCCAGUUCACACAUGCAUGUAAAUAACUCUGAGGCACUUUUGUUGUUGUAAGCUUUGGCAUCAGAAUAUGAAAAUACUCUCUUGGAAGGCAUUAGCAUUUGAGGCAAUGUAAGGGGACGCGGGUGGUGCUGUGGGUUAAACCACAGAGCCUAGGACUUGCCGAUCAGAAGGUCGGCAGUUUGAAUCCCUGCGAUGGGGUGAGCUCCCGUUGCUCAGUCCCUGCUCCUGCCAACCUAGCAGUUUGAAAGCAUGUCAGAGUGCAAGGAGAUAAAUAGGUACUGCUCCAGCGGGAAGGUAAACGGCAUUUCCGUGCGCUGCUCUGGUUCACCAGAAGUGGCUUAGUCAUGCUGGCCACAUGACCCGGAAGCUGUAUGCCGGCUCCCUCGGCCAAUAAAGCGAGAUGAGCGCCGCAACCCCAGAGUCGGUCACGACUGGACCUAAUGGUCAGGGGUCCCUUUACCUUUACCUUUAAGGGGACCUGAAAGUUCUCUCCCCCCCCGCCGGGUUGCUUUAUCUGUAAUGGCCCAUUUGUGCAUGCAUAUAAUUGCUUUAUGGUUGCAGUCACCAAGUAGCAAAUCCUCCUGUGUGGAUCAGCACAGAUAUUCUUUUUUUCAGAAUUUAUCCAAGUGAAUUUGAAUAGGUUAGGCUUGCUUUAAUUGCUGUCAAUCCUGACAUAAGGCCACGUGGAAAGAAUAUGCACUGAACUUGCAUAUUUGUUUGUAGGAUAAAACAAAUUCUGCACUUAGGAAUUUUUUUUGCUGUCCAACAUGUUAAGGAAAUAAACUUCCUCACCUUCAUCAAGAAGCAACUAGUGGCUAUUUUGGUGCUGAAUGUUUUAUUAUAUUAUACCUCUUAUCCUAUACUCUCCUGAAUAGCUUUCAAGAGACACUAAACCAACCAUCCUGCUUAGUUUCAUUAUUAUUUACUGGGGACAGCUAACCAUCUUGCCUACCCGUGUUUCUUACCAGCAGAAACCUUUUAUGAUUUUUACUAAACAGCUGUGAAGUAGAGACUUCUUUCUCCCCACUCUCCUAAACAUUAUACUAAUGGCUUAUUAUGCUUUUGUUUCAUUUUGUUUCGUUCCCAUUUUCUCUUCUUCUUUUUUUAAAUUUUGUAAGUGUUCUUGUUUAAGUUACUUCCGUACAGUUCUGGAUACCAUUAGGUUUUGCUUUGACAAGAUUUGUGGUCCACAGAUAGUAUGUUUCCUUUUACUCUCUUUGCUUGAGUUUUAAAUUGCGUGUGGUUUGUCGUUUUUUUCUAUAUAAAAUAUAUAUUUUCGUUUGCAUGAGUUAGAUUACUUUUUGUUCUGUUCCAUUAUUUAUGUUACCAUCCAUUUAUCACAGGCCACUGUGGAUUCUAUAAUGAGGGAUAAGAUGCCAAAAAAAGGUGGAAGAUGGUGGUUUUCAUGGCGAGGGAGGAAUAGCUCUAUCAAAGAGGUAAGUUCGGAAACUAGAUGGACCGAAUUUCCCCCCAGGUUAGAAAACCAUAUAUAUGGGGCUGUGUGUAAUGGCUGAUAACCAAAAGUUUGUAUUUUUGACUUUGUUCCUAAGCAACCCAAAUUUAGCAGAAAGAAGAGUUGAAUUCUGUAACCUGCAAACUUCAUGAAGAAUUUGUGGGGCGGAGCGCUGCGCUAAUCCCGAAGCUUGGGGCGUGCGGAGCUCAGCGCGCACCAAGCUUCUGGGUGCAGGCAAGCUCUCCGCUAGCCCUGGGAGAGCUGGGUCUCCCACGGCUAGCGGAUAGCUUCCUGAAGCCUGGAGAGCUCUCCAGGCUUCAGCGAAAGCCUGCAUUCGCCCCAUAGGACGCACACACAUUUCCCCUUCAUUUUUGGAGGGGAAAAGGUGCGUCUUAUAGGGCGAAAAAUACGGUACUUCUGUUGAAAUCUACAAUUCAAUACAAUGAAUAGUAUAUAUUAUUUUUUCAAAUGUACAGCCGGUUACGUCUUGUGUGUUUAUUGAAUAUGUUUCACGUCACCAGAGAUUUGUUGUUGUUUUGCGCACUUACCAGGGCAGGGCAGAGUGAGGUUGGGACUGCACAGCCAAACUCUUGUGGCGCUGGAUUGGCCCUGCUGGUGUGCCUCUGCACCUCCAACCUUGUUCCUGCCUCAUCUUGGUAAGCAGUGGUGAUGCUGCUGCUGUCAGGGAGCAAUGCCACGACCCAACCCGCCAUGCUGUCUGCUCCUGCGUUUUGAGUACUGCAAACAUGCAAUUCACUGAGAUCAGCAGGAUAGAACAGAGCAGGCUCAGCGAUAAGAGUAGGCCUUGCUGUUGGUUCACCCUUGAUGUUCCUCCUAUCUGCUUGGAAGUCAGGGAGGUGGUGAGCUGCAGUUUCCCCUCUUCCAUGCACCUGGGUGGUUCUACCGUAACUGCGUGUGUAAUUUUCAGAGCCGGCUCUGUUCUUCACCUUCUUAACGUUUCGCCUACAGGAAACGAAGCCUGUGCCAGGUCUGAGUGGAAAAGAAGAGUUGAACAUUCAAGACAGGUAUCAAAUUGUUUCUGUCCUGCUUUUCAACUUAGAAGUUUUGCUUCAUUUGCCUUCUCAUUAAUAGCAGCAACUUACUACAUUUAUAUGGCCUAUAUGCAUUUGCUCAGACAGUCCUGUGAGGUAAGGUAGGCCCCAUGAAUUUCGAAGCUGAGUCGGGGUGUGGGUCUAGUUCUCCCAUGUUUGUGUGUGUGUGAGAAAUGACCAAUAAGAGCUGAUGUGCAGAUUCCGAAUAAUAAUAAUAAACAUGAUACCUUACUUCUGUUUUAACUGUACCACUUCAGAUUGCAGGUGUGAAUGUGAAGGAAAAUUGCACCAGGAAGAGGGGUCAGGGCUAGAAUUUCUGACCCCAGUGUGCUUUCUUUCUUUCUUUCUUUGGAGUUUUUCUUCAUGGGAGAGACAUUAGCUUCCAACAUAUCACACUGUUAUUCUGAAUGUGUAGGUACAACUGUGUGUGUGUUUAUUUGUGUGCAUGAUUGGCAGGAUGUGUGACAAUUCUUUUAUUUAAGGAACCCUCCUCAAGUCAAUAUUAUGAAUAUGAUGGCGUGCCACUGGGGUAGGGUGACUGGAGAGACCUGGUUUUAAAUCCCUGCUCAACACUGGGGGGCCUCAGGCCUCUCCCUCUCCCUCUCUUUCUCUCUCUCUCUGCCUAGUCUACCCCACAGGGUCGUUGUGAAGAUAAAACAGAGAGGAGGAGAAUAAUAACCCUGAAUGUUGCCCUGAACUCUUUGGAGGGAGGAAGGUGUACAAUUGUAAUAAACAAAAUAAAAAGUAAUAAAUGUUUAUACACACACACACACACACACAUAUAUAUAUAUAUAAUGUGACUGUGUAUGAUGUUUCAGAAUCAAAGACGAGUCUUCUUCAAGUGAUGAAGACCCUAGAGCUUCAAGUCAACCCUUUGCAUCAUCAGCAAACCCUGGUCAUCUUCCAUUAUUGUCUGGAGUGGGUUACAAAAAGACCCUUCGACUCAGUUCAGAACAGCUUGUAAGUUACGUUCACAUCAACUUUUCACCCCACCUAUAGAAAUUAAGACACUGGGUGAAGGACAAUGAAUCUGUUUUUGAGUGUUGUUAAAGAAAGUUUCCCUUAAUGAAGUGGUUGAUAUAAGAGAACAAGCGGUACCAUAAAAGGAAGGUGUAACCCAACCAGUAUAUUGACUGACGUUUAAAAUUAAUAAGAAGAUUGGUAUUUUUAUUUUUUAAAAAACAAAAUUUUCAUACUGCUUAAUUGUGAAAACCUCUAAGUGGUUUACAUAGCAGCUUGCUGUUGUUGAGCCUGGUUUUUUAUUUUUUUGUUUUACCUGCUUUGCACAUUCCAGGCCAUUGGCUAUACAGCAGAAUUCCUUAUUACCCUGACUGUAAUUCUGCUUCCUUGUUCAGUAAUGCAAGAGAAGGGACUUAAAUGUGUGUGACUAAAGCGAUUUACUGCCAGACCUUUAAGAACUGUGCUUUAAUAAUAUUCCGAGCCAUCUGGUUUGUCGACGCGCAAAUCUUGAAAUCCGGGUUUUGGUUUUGUUUGUGCUUUUUUUCAACAGAAAAGCCUGAAUCUUAAGAAUGGCCCCAACGAUGUGAUUUUCAGUGUUACAACACAGUACCAAGGGACGUGCCGCUGUGAAGGCACCAUCUACUUGUGGAACUGGGAUGACAAGGUCAUUAUUUCUGACAUUGAUGGCACAAUUACGAGGUGAGCGCUUUGCAAGGCACACAGUAUGCCAAGUUCCCCUUCAGGGAAAACUGUUUUGCCUGCUUCAUCAGAAAGUUCGAAAUAGCAGCGUGGAAAAUAAUGGGAGACCCUUGCAAUGCUCUCUUUGCACUGGGGCCAUUUUUUAAAACUGUUGAAUUCAAGUUGCCCAAAAGGAGAGUUCAGCUAAACAGGAGGAAGAACUUUCUGGCAAUAAGAGCUGCUUGAUAGUGGAACUAACUCCCCUGGAGAGCAGUAGACUCUCUUUUGUUGGAGGUUUAUAAGCAGAGGUUGGAUGGCCAUCUAUCAUGGAUGCUUUAGUUGAGAUUCCUGCAUUGCUUAGGGUGGGACUAAGCAAUGACUCUCAGGGUCCCUUCCAAUUCCAGGACUCUUGCCCAUUCUUGGUGGCCCAGUCCAAGCUGAUAUGCCAUGCCAAGCUGAUGACUGGACCAAUCUCCCAUCUGUUUCCAUCACAUGACGCAAUAGCAACACUCAAAAGUCAUAAUGCCAAUCCGAUAGAGAGGCAUAAACCUUUAUGCUUUCUUGUGUUUCUGGUUGGUGCUUGUGAACUAUGGGAGAUAUGGAGGCUGAUAUAGACUGCACAUUGCAGUGAGCCCUAGGUAGCAGUUUCCUUUGUUGCUAAUUGCUUCUCCAUUCUCUGAUUUUGCUUUGCUUGUUUUUAAAUGUUUAAUAUUCAUUUUAAAAUGUUCUGCUUUUGUUUUCUUAUUGAGUUAAUCUUAUGCCCAUCUCAUCUAAUUUUAAGACACACAGAUUUUUGUAGGCAAGAAUCAGUAAUAAUGCUGGUGAUGCAAGUUGAUCCAUAGGAGAGCCAUUUCAGUAUAGUGGUUAGUGUGUUGGAUUAGUUGGACCUGGGAGAUGAGGGUGCAAAUCCCCAUUCAUCCAUGAAGCUCACUGGGUGACCUUGGGCUAGCGACUGUUUCUGAGCCUAAUCUGUCUCACAAGAUUGUUGUGACGAUAAAAUGGGGAGGGGGAGAUGUAUGUAUCCUACAUGGAGCUCCUUGGAGUAAACAUGGAACAGAAAUGAAAUAAUGAUGAUGAUAAUAAUAAUAAUUAAUAAAGUGUUUGUGUUGAUUCCAAUGCUACUCUAAAGUCAAAGAGGGAUAAAAUGGUUUUCUCUUUUAAGAGUUCUUUGAAAAAGAUCACAGAAGAAUUUACACCGAAAGGCAAGACUGAAACAGUGUUAAUAAGUAACAAAUAAUAAUUUCUUCUAGUCUAUUCAAUCAAUCAAUCAAUCCUCUCUUUUUCCAGGUCAGAUACUUUAGGUCAUAUUUUGCCCACUCUUGGCAAAGAUUGGACGCAUCAAGGGAUUGCCAAAUUGUACCAUAAAGUGAGCCAGUGAGUAUUAUUGGGUUGUACAGUCAUACCUUGCUUCACAUUGCGGUUUUUUAAAUCUAGAAUUUAUAUAAACAGCAUCAUCAAAAAGCUGCCCAAAGCGGAGUAUGAAUAGAAAACACUGCUAAAAACCAUAAAUGAAAUGAAAAUAGCCGUCCAUAAAGCCAUCAUAAUUAAAACCGAAGAUAACAUCUAUAAAACUUUAAAUAACAAAUAUAGGUGACUGAAUCAUGUGUCUGGAAAGGCUUGCUGAAACAUAAAGGUUUUCGGUAGGUGUCUAAAAUGAAACAGUGCGAGUGUGUAUGCGAGGGGCGGGGGUGCUCAUCUGCCCCUUACAAAAUCCCUCCCAUUUUCUGUUCUUGUAUUCAGGGAGCUGAUUUCACUCUGCUUAUCAGAUCAGUCAAUUCCUCACUUGACUUUCAGUCAGUUCCCUCUUUGGUGGUGGUUCGUAGGUCUAGUCUGCUGCAACGUCCUAUCAUCCUUUGACUUUCAGAGUCAUUUUCUCCCUCAGACACAUGACAUGCAUUGAACCUUGCUUUGGCUCCCCAAGUCCUAUCCUUCCCCUGUAUCUGCGCCACCUCACAAAGCUAAAUCAUUGGCAAUUUGCUGCCAAUGAACGGUGCCCUAAAACCUGCUGCUUGAGGCAGUUGUUCACCUGGCCCAAUGACAGAGCCAUCUCUGUCCCCUUGUUCCAUGCAGAGUUUUUAUGGAAAUCAGUUGUGCUAAACACCGUCAUCUUGGAACAUAGGACUGCAGCCUUAGUGGCUCUGAAUGCUUAUAUCUUAUGGCUGGACCGGUGUAAUGGAAGGAAAUGCUAUAUUCCAUAAUACAAUUUAUCAAAUACAUGGGAGAUAUUAAAAGGCAAUAUUAGCUUACAUGCUUAAAGUUGAUUCUGGAUAGUGUGUUUCUGAUGACGAUGGCAACUGUUUUCUUUUUUUGAAACAGAAAUGGGUAUAAGUUCCUAUACUGUUCUGCACGUGCGAUAGGAAUGGCAGAUAUGACCCGAGGAUACUUGCACUGGGUUAACGAGCGAGGAACGGUGCUGCCUCAAGGUCCUGUAUUGCUGAGUCCCAGCAGCUUGUUCUCAGCUUUCCACAGGUAAGAGAACACGGAAUCUUGCCAUUCUAUAAAUUUCACUGGGUUGAGGGUUGCCUGGCUUGCUAGUUGUUGGGGUUGCUUAUUUGUCCGAAAUAUUUUCUGAGCUUCAGCUGUAAGGAUCCCACAUCUUUAUUGCAAGAUGAGACUUGAGUGGGCCAAACCAUAUCUGCUAGUUAUUUAUAAGGGUGUGCUCAAAAUGGAUUUUGUGGUUGCGUCAAUGAUGCUAUUUCCUUAGAAUGCAGAGGCUUGCAUAAAAUGCACAAAAACGGUUUACACGUGUGACAUAGGGUUAUUUUCGGUCCUUGAUCACAGUCCAACAGAGUACAAUUAAAUCCUUUAAUGUGAGUGGGUAAAUUAGGCACAUGCUUAACUCUUUUUAAGUUAAAUCAAUCAGACUAAAGAGGUGAACACUGGCCAUUUUAUUUGCGCCUCAUCUUUAACCACGUCACUUAGGUUUGGAAGCUUCCAUUUUUUAAAACAAGGAACCAUGAGAAUCUUUACAAUUCUUUUUGGGGGAAUCUGAAGUUCAGUCAGUUAAAAUGUUGUGUUUAGCCUGAGAAAAAUGACCGUGUUGCAUUGAUAAAGCACUUCUAAAACACUUCUGUUUUUGUGCGUGAUGGUUUAUUUCAGGGAAGUAAUAGAGAAGAAGCCAGAGAAGUUUAAAGUUCAGUGCCUAACGGACAUCAAAAACUUGUUUCAUCCCAACACAGAACCGUUUUACGCUGCUUUUGGCAAUAGGCCUGCUGUAAGUACCUUUGUGAUAUUAUUAUUUUAUGAGGACUCGUCCAAAGAGGAGCUUCUGCAGAUAAUGUUUGGGGUUCAUGCUGUAGUUUCAAGCUACUUGCAAUAACAUGUUACUUGUAUGUGGUUUUGUGAAACAUUUUUUCAAUCCAUAUCAAUUGGUCAAGUGGAGAGGAAUGUGGAGAUCUGCACAAACGUCUUAUGGGAUUGGCAGAAAUGUCUUGUGGUUUGUGGGUCUUGACUUUCCUGGUUAUCCUCAGUCAUCAGAUGGAUACUCCCACCAAUCUGCAUCACAUUCAUGCACAUGAGGAUUUAGCAAGCGCAUGACUUGAUGCUUCUCUGUUUUAUCCUCACAACAACCCUGUGAAGUAAAACACAUAUUAUAAGCAUUUUAGAAAGCUAAACUGUUUUCAAUUUAUACUGAGGGGAAACCUAUCUUUUGUGUUUGUUGCCCCCCCCCAGGAUGUGUAUUCAUACAAGCAAGUGGGAGUUUCACUAAACAGAAUAUUCACUGUUAAUCCUAAAGGAGAGCUAAUUCAAGAGCAUGCAAAGACCAACAUCUCAUCGUGAGUAUCAGUCCACUUGCUCCUAAUGUGGGGUGGAGUUCUCUUUCUCUAAUCCCUUUGAUGCUGGGUGUUACAGUAGAAAUUAACUGGACUGCCUUGAAAUCACAGAAUGGCAGAGUUAAGAGGGACCACGAGGGUCAUCUAGUUCAGAUUGUGAUAUUAUCAAGAUUUACUUCAGUUACGUGCUAGGUAAUCACUCUGUGAUUCAGUAGUUAAAAAUGAGAAAGUCCCAGUUUUCUUUAUUUGAACAAAAAAGCUUGUUUUUCAGCACAUUUGCAGCUGUGCCGUUGCAUUUAAGCUCCAAGGCAAUCCUGCGUUAGCUCAGCAACGAUUCAGCAAAUCGUACUGUCACACGUCAGAUUCAGAAACAGGAUAUUUGACUCUGUGGGUCUGUUGUAAUUUCCUUAAUUAUUCUGUCUUAAAAUGUGGAUAAAAUAGCUGUAUUAAUGCAGCCCGUGAUAUCAGCAUAUCCAAUUUAUUAGGCAGUGGUAAUAAUAAACUUUUUCUUUUUCUGUUUGUCCAGGUACGUGAGGCUCUGCGAAGUGGUAGAUCACGUAUUUCCCCUGUUGAAAAGAAGCCAUUCUUCAGACUUCCCCUGUUCUGACACCUACAGUCAGUUCACAUAUUGGAGGGAUCCACUGCCACCUUUUGAAAACCAGGAGAUGCAUCCUCAUGUGCCAUAA